ACCGCUGAUAAAAUUGCAGAAUUGGCGGCCUCGUAGCUGGGCCGAAAAAGUCGCCGACUAUGUUUCCCUGGUAAGAUUUGCCUCUUGAGAGUUUAUUCGCCGAAAUCUUUUGGCUUAACAAUAUAAUUGCUACGUUUUCUCCGACAGUAUACAGGGUUUAAGCACUGCUAUUCUCUUAUGCGUGCUUUUGAAGCACGGCGUUUCGACCCAGGACGCUGCCGUUCCUCCAAGUAGGUCAUUUAUAUUAUUUGCUCUAUUAGAUGUUGUUGUAAUGGCCUUUAUUUUGGAAAACUAUAGGUGGAAAUAAUAGACGACUAGUGAAACAGAGCGGAAUAAAGCGAUCGUGUCUGCACUCUCCUUUCGAGUAAUGCAAUCUCAACAAUGGGCGACUUGUGAUCUCUAUCAAAUGCCAAUUUGUUAUGUUCUUCGAGUGAAAUCAGAGGUGUAAGCUCGUUGCACAAAUCUUUUUCUUUUCUGAUUUGACUUGCAUUGCUAGUGAAAGGCAUCCUUUUCUUAGCUUUUUAUCUCCAGCUCAUAUAAUCACGGAAAAUCAUUAUAGUAUUUUCUAAUUUGCUACCUAAUUUUGCUGUUGGUUACACAUCGCAUUAUUAUUGUUUUAUUAUUUUACUUUCUUUCUCGUGGACGGUGAUAGACAAAUUUUAAAACUUUUCAGCGAAUAACACCACUAUUUAUCAGCAUCACCGUCGGUUCCGAAGUUACGUUUCUUGUUUGCUUAUAACAUUGAGAGCAACCUUGUUAUAUACAAUCCAGGGAUAAGAUAUAACGGUGCAUUUACUUAUAAAAUUAUUACAAUUAGAAAUGACAGAAUAUCAUAAAAGAUUCUGUCGUCCACUAAAUAUGCCUGUUUAAGUUUUGUAUCAGAUUAUAACGGUGACAAAGAUAUGUUUAAACUUCAUCGGAUAAUUACACUCAGCAAAUAGAGAAUUGCUUUGCGCACACUGUAACAACCUUCAGAACAAUGAUGUAUUGUCUGUGAAUCUUUCAUAAGUGAAAAUGCGUCGGCAAUUGUACUUCGGCUUUUGUGUAACCGAAUUGGAACUCUUGUCAUCGAGACUAAAAGCGAAAUGUUAUAAUCUCGUUCUUUAUUAUGCGAUGAUUCCAUGCUCAGAAGCUUCUUGCAACAAAAUUGCUGUUUUCAUUCACCGAGCGAAACGUGAUCCCAAAGGAAACAGUCAAUCAUUGUUUAAGAGAGAUCUCCCGACGCACUUGUAGACACCUCUUUCACCUCUUUACAACACGCGCACGAUGCCCAGCUCAUCUCUCAUAAAUAUCGGACCUUUGUUUUCUCCUUCUUUUUACUUCUUUCAAAUUUUACGGCCUUUCUGGUUCUGGGUGUUAAAAAACUUAAAAUUACAUCUGGCUCUGCAUCUGGCUAUAGGUAAUUAAUUUUCACGACCACACACUGACUUAGUCACACUUUUAAUAGUCUGCUACACAGCCGUUUUCAGUGUCGUCACGCAACGCUCCUCCCCACUGGUUGGUGGGGAGGAGCGUUGCGUGACGACACUAAAAACGGCUGUGUAGCAGACUACACUUUUAACUAAAUACUUUCAAUUUUUUUGUCACACUUUUGGAGAGAAAAUGUUUUGUAUGCUUGAAGGUCUAAAAAUCUGUUUCAGAGCACUCUACAGAAAGUACUACAUGUAAAGCAAAAACACACCCAUUUGUAGAGAAAUUUCCUUACGUUCGUUUGUAAACUCCACAUGCAACUCAAAUGGUUCGUGGAAUAUUAACCAUUCUUUUCCUUAGAAUUUUCAGGCAACUUACACCGUAAAAAUAACUGUAUCAUCAAUUUUAGAUACUGCUGAAGUCGCGGAUCUGGUGCAGGAAUUUCAGUGGAAUUUGCUUGAGUUAAACCUCGAGACGACCGGACUUUGCGAAAGCAGGCCACUGCCUUUCUCUGAAGACCAGAGGGCUCGAGAUGUUGCGUACGAUCUGUCUUCCACCGAUGAAGUAAUAAACACCACCGCUGGGUCACUAUUUCCUAGCGGUAUCCCAGAAGAAUUUGUCGUAUUUGCUACAGUGAAAGUGCAACCUGACAAUACUGCGGACUUGUUCACGAUAAGCGACGGAGAUCAAAGUUUAUCUUUCAGUUUGAACCCUAUAGAAUUUGAAUAUAGGCGGAGAGGGGCCGCACCAGUGCGGGCUGGAGUCCAAGAAAGCAUAGCAGAUGGGGCGUGGCACAGAAUUGCGUUUGCAGUGAGAAGAAAACACCUCGCUUUGUCACUAGACUGCGCUAAGCCAAAAACGCGAGUGAGAAGGCCUAGAGGUUUUAAGCCGAGCUUCAGUCAGAACAGCAAUGUGAGGAUAGGCGGACAAUUUAAGGUAAGAGGACUGCGAGUGUUUAUCUUUCGGUUUUUCGAGGAAUUGGCAGUUUGCAUAGCUGGCAAAAAAGAAGGCCUAACGCGAAUCUUGAAAGGGUCGAAUAAACAUGAUUCGUUCGCGUUUGCAGUUUGUCAGUUUUGAGCGAAGCUAGAGAUAGCAUUAUCUCUAAUUCUAGUGAGCUUUCUGAUGCUUUUAAUGACCAUUUUUCAACAAUUGGGCCCAGACUUGCUAAUGAAAUACCUCUAACUGCUGAAAAUAAUUCAAGUUAUAUCAAUAAUAUAAAGGUAAAUAACAACAAUUUCAGCUUCUCCUCGACUAACUGCAGCAUUGUUUUCUCACAUCUAAACAAAUUAUGUAGAUCUAAAGCAACUGGUCUUGAUAAUAUUUCUGCUAAAAUUGUACGUGAAUGUGCUGAUCUUAUUUCAGUUUCACUAUGUGAUCUCUUUAAUAAAUCUUUAGUCUCUGGUAUAUUUCCUGAUGAUUGGAAAUGUGCUAGAGUUACUCCGUUGUUCAAGGAAGGUGAGCCAUCUGAUCUGAAUAAUUAUCGACCUAUUUCAGUCAUUUCCGUUAUAGCUAAAGUGUUUGAAAGGAUUGUUUAUGAUCAGUUGUAUAACUUUUGACCAAUGAAGAUAUCAUUUCUAAUCAUCAAUCGGGUUUUCGCUCGUUACACUCAACUGCAACUGCCCUUCUGGAAGCUACGGAUAAUUGGGCCUUUAAUAUUGAUCGUGGCAAUGUUAAUGCUGUGGUUUUCCUCGAUUUAAAAAGGCUUUCGACACCGUUGACCACGAUAUCCUUCUAGCUAAAAUGAACCUUUACGGAAUACAAGGUACAGCUCUUGAUUGGUUUAGGUCGUAUUUAACUAAUCGUACACAACGAUGUCUUGUUAACGGUUCUCUUUCUAGAAUCUGCUCUCUUAAAUGUGGGGUACCGCAAGGAACAAUCCUUGGCCCCUUUUAUUUCUUAUUUAUAUUAAUGACUUGCCAAACUGCCUUACUUCGUGCCAGCCUAGAAUGUAUGCCGAUGACACCCACAUUACUUAUGCUGGCGUUGAUGUGAAUUCAAUACAGUUAACUCUGAGUCACGAUUUAGAUAACCUAAACAAAUGGCUUAUUUCCAAUAAACUUACUUUGAACACUUCUAAAACUGAAUUCAUGCUAAUUGGCUCCAGACAAAAAUUGAGUACUUUGUCGAACCCACUUGAGCUCUCGAUUAAUAAUGUUCCGAUAGAACACGUUUCCUCUGUCAAAUCGCUUGGAAUAUUUAUUGAUGAAAAUCUACGGUGGCAAACACACAUUGAUAAAUUAUCUAAAAAGGUCGCUUCCGGAAUUGGAGCAAUAAAAAGAAUUAGACCUUUUGUCCCUCCACCUACCCUUCACUAUAUAUACAACUCACUAAUUCAAUCUCAUUUCGAUUAUUGCAAUCUUGUCUGGGGUAAUUGUGGUAAAACAUUAUUUGACAGGCUACAGAAGCUUCAGAACCGUGCCGCUCGCGUUUUAACCUUCUCUAGCUAUGAUGCUGAUGCUAACCGUUUGAUUAGACAACUCGAUUGGAAAGACUUGAGCACUCAAUUUCAAAUACAGAAAUCCAUAAUGGUAUACAAGUCUUUAAAUGGCCUUGUUCCUGAAUAUUUAUCAUCUAAGUUUGUUAAACGAAAUGAAACGCGUUACUCCCUGAGGGACUCUGUUAACAAACUAUUUGUCCCAUUUCCGCGAACUAAUUUCAUGAAAAACAGCUUUACUUAUAGCGGAGCAGUUCUCUGGAACAGCCUACCCUGUCAUGUGAGAGAAGCCGAAUCUCUUAGUCAAUUUAAAAGAUUAGUUAAUGUUCAUUUUUAAUGUUAUACACGGCAUUCAUGAAAAACAGGUUUUAGUUAGAUUAGUUGUAGUCAGGUUUUGAAUUUUGUUUAGGAUAGUUAGGUUAUUUUUAAUUUUUUAAAUUCCUGAUGGAUUUUACCGUGGUUAAAUAAAGAUUGACUUGACUUGACUAGCUCCUAACUGAUAUCUUGGAAAGGAAUUGGACGGGGGAAAUAUCGGAAUGAGCAAAGUGAAAAACUUUCUUAUUUCAAGAUAAAGUCAAAAUACGUCAAAUUUAAUUUAGAAGAGUUUUCUUUGCUUUCAGGGCUCUCUACAGCAGCUGUUAAUUGCUCCGGAUGUGUUCGAGGUUCUCUCUUACUGUAAGGAUUUCACACCUGAUUGUGACAGUCCGCUACCCUAUGCACCUUUCCUGAGCGGUGCCGCCCAACAGAGGCCAUCCAGUAAUGUUCAAGUCGUCAAUAACGUUAGAUACGUAAGUGACAUCAAUGUGAAAUAAGCAACUCGAAGUACCCUCAAUGUAGCUUUGUUUACGGUUAUAAAUCCCCUAAGCCUGAAUUUCAGCCGUCUACUCGAGUCACAAGCUCGCGAAAAAGGCGUCGUCUCUCUAGGGAGUUUAGACUCGAGGAGACGGCUGAAUUCCAGGCGGAAGUCCGCACUCCUGGACAAAAAGACAACAACACUUUUUGAUCUAUUUUGUACAAUGAACUGAAUGCUACGCAAGCAGUGACUGGUCCUGGCGCAUGUGUUAUGAAAGUACAGACACCCAUGGAUGACGUCACGGGAACACUGUGCGCAGUUUUGAAAAUGUUUGCCAGCUUAUUCAGGAUUGAGCGAGCGAAAGCGUCGAAAAAAAAGUGUAGCACGAGCUAUUUACAACAAAGGCAAAGAAUAAGCCGACACGAUACAAAUCUAUGAAACCUUAUAAAACACAUUUUGACGUCAUCUCCGAACUGUUACUGAACUGACGCUCUACAACAUGCAAUCUAUUUGUUCUCUAAUCAUAACUAUAACAAAAUUCUCAAAUCUGAUUGGUUCUCAACUGCCCUGAUUUCAGUCUUAAUUGGACAGUUUAACAUAGAGAAUACUUCAUGGAAAGUGCUGGCGUACGGUAUUUACGCACGAGUUGUUGACGUAUCAGAAAUCGAACGAGUGAGCGCAGCGAACGAGUAAGAUUUCUGAUACGAAAACAACGAGUGCGUAAAUACCGUACAAAGUACUUUCCAUGUGGUGUUUAUUAUAUACAUACUGAGACAUUCACCAUUUUGGCGGCCUUUUUACUUUAAAUCUUUCAAAAAUGCUAAAAUUUGCCGCUACACACUUACCGCAAAAUGACAACGAAAACGAAGUAUCAGCUUUUUAGUAAAAACGUUUGUUAAAAACAUAAAUGACGGUAAGGAUAUGAGGUAAUCCAAGAACUAUAAGUUGACAAUUGACAAUGAGUGAAUUUAAGUAAAAUGGCCGGUUUCAAUAUAAGCUUAAGCUUAAAUGAAAGGCAAAGUUGCUCCGACAAAAAGAACAACAAAAGCUUACGUCUUGUUCUGUUUUUCCCUUUCCGUUGUUGUUUCGCCGGCUCUCUACCGUUUUUUUAUCGACAGUGAAACAAACAAAACUAUUCCACUCCACUUCCGAAAUGUUUUUCACUUUUUCAGCGAGAAAAACUCUUUGAGUAAAACUUUUCUCGUUGAAUGUGUGCGAAGCGGCGCUGCAAGCUGCAAUAAAAGGCGGGAAUUUUGGCGCGAAACUCACACACCUCUGUGGCUUCUGAUUGGACGUAUCAUUUUUCUCACAUGUGAAAAAACAUCGUUCGCGAUUCUGAUUGGACGUAUCAUUUUUCUUCACGUGUGAAAACCAUCGUUCGCUCCUCUGAUUGGCUAGAACUAAUUUGCGUACGAAAAUUGACGACAUAGCUUUUUGGUGAGUAUUUCUCAGUAUGUAUAUAAUAAAGGACAGUACGCGUCAUGCCUAAGUAAUUGGACAGUAAGCGCCAUCACGCGCGCGCUUAAAUGGCUUUUUUUUUUCAUUGCUAGCGAAAAAAUCUUGGAAUUUCUUGUGUUUUGAUUUAAAAGAGCCCUAUAUAUCACAAAUUUUGUUAAAGUUAUGAUUAAUUGGUAACAGGACUUCGUGUCGUCCAAUUCGGUCUGUAAUCAUACUCGUGAUUAAACAAAUCGGACUCCCGCUACGCGGUCGUCCGAUUUUGUUAAUCACUCGUCUGAUUACAGACCGAAUUGGACUCCACUCAGUCCUGUUACCAUUACUUAUAGACCAUACAAAUAAUAAUAAUAAUAACUAGAAAUACGUAUCUCGCGAUAACCCUCGCGAAACUCGGUUCGGUAACGGCAUUCAAGUUAAGCCCUGUCGGUCGGGUUAAAGAACUGGAUGGGUGACCAACCGCGAAUAUCGUCUUAAAGGUCCAUACGUUUUUCUUUCUUUUCUUCUUCUUCUUUUUUGCGUAUUAUGUGGUGUUAUUGUUAACAGUGUAUUGAAAAGUAGAUUUAGCAUUAUUUCGUAAACUUAUAGUGCGCAAAUUAGCAUAAAAAUGAUCAGCUGCGCAUUACAACCGCAUUACUUCACAAUAAACAGACAAAAGACAAUGUAUUGAAAAUAAGACACAUACGUGCAUGCGAAGUAAGUAAAUAAGAUAAAAAUCAUCACCGCUAUAGAGUUCUAAAAGAUAAGUCCAUUCGAAACAAAUCUCCUUCCUAGCUGAUUCGCUCUGACGAAGGGCUAGCACUCAAGUCAGCUUUUGAAUCUUUUUACAAUGAAACUUCAGUAUCAUCUCAGUUGAUGAAACCAAUUAUUUGUAUUUCCUAGUUUAGCCACAUGUAAAUGGGAGCAGCAAGAUUUUCGAUUUUAGCUGCAAUUAUAAUAGGAAACUCUCCUGUCAAAACGACAGAAGCUCUUGUACGGUGCCUAAAGUAACGAAAAGACUAACAAGCUUUUUUAUAUUUUUUUUAGAUCAAGGGAGAAAGAGGAAUUCCCGGCCCUCCAGGAUCUGCGGUAUGCUUCUUUUCUUUUCCAUUUUUUUCUGUAUCUGCUUGGUUCAUUGGAUGCGUUUUUUUCUUUUGUAUUUUAAGAUACACAAAAACGUAGUUCCUGUCAAGAACCUUAGAACUUAAUAAAUGACGAAUCGAAUAAUAAUCAUGUUAGUGCCAGUUUUAGCACAUCUGAAUUUAGUGUUUCUCAGUGACUUGCAAUGGGUGAAUGCGAUUUGAAAUAACUGGUCUUUUGAUUUUUCCUUUGAAAACUAAAUCAGCUUAUUUCUUUUUUAAAAACAAAAAAUCCAGGGCCCACCAGGAGCAGAGGGUCCAAAAGGAUACAACGGACCAAGAGGCGAAAGAGGAUCACCGGUUUGUUUUAACCUAACAGAGAGAUUUAGAAUCACGUUUACAGCAAACGGCAAACGUCAAUUGUACCACGUGAACAAGUUUUCCCUUUACUUGUUGUCCACGGUUUAUGAAAUAUACACACAAAUUAGUGGCUUUCGUGCUAGUUUCAUCCAUAAGAACUGUUUUGAACAGGUUUUACCUGCUCAUGUCCUAAUUUGAGAAAUUUUCAACUUGCAUUUGACCUCAAUUAUUUUGACGUUUGCUCUUUGUCGUAAACGGAAUCUUAGAUCACCGACAAGAUGGGGGCGACAGAAAAUAACGAAGAGCUAUUUAUGACAGUAUAGAGAGGGAAGAAUUUCUUUUUUUCGUUGGUAGCUGGAAACAGUAUUUAAAACUAAACAAUUCUGACGGUGGGCUCAUUUUACCAUCUUCUCUCCAUAACUUCUCCGAUUUAAGGUUAUUUGAAGCUAUUUUAAGCACCUUGGAAUCGAAUCUGGAACCUCCGGAACAGAAGGUCGCACGCUAAAAGACUGCGCUAAUCCUUACCCCCUUACAAACAACUUUGAAAUGUUGUUGUGUUUUUCACCUGAUCAGUAAUGUCCUUAAGAUGGUCCGUUCGAGUAUUGCAGCGGGCAAAAGGUUGCUUGGAGUUUAUAGUUUAUCCUUCUCAAGUUGCAGUCCUCUUUUUACGCUUAUUUUUAAAGUUUACCGUAAUUAUAAAUCCAGAUGAACAAUACAGGUUGAUCUAAUACGAAGUGUUUUGUUUCUACAGGGACUUCCAGGACCCCCUGGAACAGCUGGACAGCCGGGUCCUCCGGGGCCCCCAGGGGAUGGAAUUUAUGUCGUAAGUGAAAUAAUGUGUUGACUUAAGACUAAUAUCCUGGAGGGGGAUGAAUAGGUCCGCGGAUCGGCGGAUUUGGCCUUAAAAAGCUCACGGAUUGUGGAUUUCGGCGAUAAAUCGAGGGGAUUCGCGGAUUUGUAAAAUACCGUGGAUCGCGGGUCAGCUGAAAGUUUUGGCCCAGUUUCCGGAUUCUGUCAGUCUAGAAGUUCGGAUUGUGGAUCGGAUCAUCAAUUUUCGGUCAGCCUUGGUCAAUGUGCUGGUGUUUUGUCGGCUGACGUUCCACUUCCGAGGUUUCCGGAAAAGACUUUCUAGUGACCCGACGUAUAUACAUGUAUUCUAGUAUAGACAGCGUGACGAAAAUGACGUCAGGCAACCUUGUGCAUACCUGAACCAUGUGUCACCACGCAGGAACCACAUUCAUUUCGUAAGAUGAGAGUUAUUUUCGUAAUCACAUCCGCUGGACUGUUAUACUGGAUUUUUGGGCCCUCACAUUUUAAUGCUAGGAUUGACAGCGACUCAUGAACUAUAAAAAAAAUCAAAUUUACAAACUGGUCGGUGAAAUGAUAAACUGGAUUUUGCUCCUUAUAUCUAAUGCUAGGACUGACGAUCAUUGAGUACAAAACAAACUACGAGUAAAUGAAACUCUGUAUCUGCACCUGAAAACAAAUGCAGUUUGCCGUGGCUAACCCUUUUACCCGUGCUGUUGUUUAAAGUGGGAACAUGUUUAUGUGAAAAAGAUUAUGGUCUCAAGACCUUUAAAGUGAACCAUGGAAAAUACUUACUGGUAAGCAAAUUACCAUGAAGUUGAGUUCUGCUUCUUCCGAAUUUUGCGGCUCGACUAGAAGCAUGUCCAAAGUGAUGUCAGUAAGUAAAUUUAUUGAAAAAUCUCUUACGCAACACCAGAUACUUUCAUUUUGCAAGCAUGCAUACUAUUUGAUUAGUCAAAUCUGUAUCAUUGGAAGAAACAUUAUUAGCUCUGUCCCUAAUGCUUAAUGUUUUGAAGCUGUAACGAAAACUUCUUAAACAUGAAUUCCCGCUUCUUUUGCUUUUCAUGCUACAACGCUACUUUCUAUAUACCAUGCACGAAAAAUUUUUAAAGUAACACGGAUUCGGAUUUGAACAAAAAUUAAGUCGGAUCGACGGAUCGGGCCUAAAAAUACCACGGAUCGGCGGAUUUGCAUACCCCUAUUCACCCCCCUCAUCCUGGAAAGACUUGAAAAGAGUAAGCAAGCAACGGCAUUGCUGACAAAUAUCUCGACGGUCUUCGGCAACUCUAAAGGCACGGCAAUAAUGCGCAGGUUUUGUAACGUAUAAGGAACGUUAGCCCUGCUUCACUAGCAAAUAAACCUAAAGGAUGUUUGUCACGAAAUUUAUCAAAGUUCAAACAGUAGGAACUGCCACAAAAAAUUGGGUGAAACCAGAAACUACUAAGGGAUGUUAUAAGGGUUUGAAACGUGUAAGUCUCAUUUGUUUGCUUUGUCCGAUGCUCGUAAAUAUUAUUUUAGCAAGUGCUAUAUUUGGAACGAUAACUGACCAAUCAAACUUCGUAAACGACAUGACGUCAUUUUACUCCACCUUCCCGCGCCCGCUCAAAAAAUAUGGAGCAAAAGCAACAACGACUAAAGAAUUCUAAAGAGUGUGUAAAAGAUUAGGAAAAGAAAAAGAAAAUCGUCGUGUUGUGUUUUCGCCCUCCACAAAAACGUGAAACUAGGCACUUUCGCGUCGUAGUCGUGCAGUCGACGGCAAAAAAACGUAAACAGCAAAGCGUGGUGCAUGUACAAAGUUGUUGUUAAACUUAUUGCUUUUCUUGAGGCCGCAGGAUGGUUUCCAAAUGUUACUUAGAAAAAUGAAUAUUCACGCGAGUUGCACGUUUUAAGCCGUUAUAAGUUUCUGGUAAAACAUAAAAAUAACCGCUCAAAACAGUAAAAAAGGUAUUUGAUAACACAGCAAAUACAAAAGGAGUCACCGAUGGACAAACUUGAAGAAGAUUGAAACGGACUGCAAUUGUGGUUUUUGAAAACUUGUAAACCUAACAGUUUUUCAAAGUUUGUUUUUGUUCUUUGCAACGUUUGGAAUACUGCAUGGGAGACAUGUUUGUUUGACACGGAGCUCAGUUUGAUUUCAAGUUCCACAGUCAAUACGGACGCAUAAUUGGCAUUAUAACCAAAAUGAACUAGACAUCCGUUACACUUUUUCUUUUCUAUUAAGAAUGAUAGCAAAUUGACAAUUUUACUUCUCAUUAAUUAUAGAGAUGGAGUAGACUUCAAGGAUCAAGUGAAAAGGGUCCAGGCCCCGUGGCCGGCGGUCUUGUCGUGGAACCACCGUCUGUGGUGAGCACCUCACUUGCGAAAUUUUAAGUUUAAUCUGAUAGCCUGUAUCAGUCGAACUGGAGGGACUAAUUUGUUAGACGUAGAGAAGAUUACGAAGUAAAUAACAUUUGCCAACUUCCUGGGUCACGUUUAGUUUUACUAUUAAACUUUUGCAUUAGAAGCCUGAAGAGCGACCUACCAGUGUGUGUUUUUAAGUGUUACCAUGCAUUAUGUCAGUAAAAAUAUGGGAUGCCAAGUUGUUUUACUACAUGUAGCAGGUCUGUUAUUAACCUUUAAGCUCUUCUGUUCUGUCCACUCGAUGAAAAAGUCGUCUUUUCUCAGCCUCUCCAUUGAAUAAAUCGAGUGCGUCAAGAUGAUGUGGUUUGACUUUUUAUUAGUUUCUUAAUGUUCAUCGUUUUACCUUCCUCAGCCAGGAGACCCAGGACCUCGCGGCGCCAGAGGAAAGCGCGGCGUACCAGUGAGUAAAGAGAAGGAUACCUUUUUGUUUUGCUUCACCUUCACGAGUUUCUAGCCGGGCAAACAAUAUCGAGGGUUAACUAUUCCUAACUAUUUUCUUCUUUGCUAGUUGUGGCAAAGUACAGAGACACUGUACAAAAUCUAAGAUGAAAACAUCGUACAGAUAAAAAAAAAAGUUAUGGUCGAACGAUUGGCGAAGUUUUCUCACAAAGAGUUAGUGCGGUUGUGAGUCGUGAUGCGAAGAGAGUGUACAGAAAAGAAAUUAUUAAAUGCGGAAAUACCAAAUACUAGUGAGAUUUAUAACAUUUACACCAUUUGAGUUUGUUCAAAUGAAAUCGGAAUUUCUUUGCAUAGCAUAACAAUGAGCACUCUUGAUCUAAAAGAAUGGCUAAAGUGGCUUCAUUUCAAUAGUCACACGGUAGGAUUUUGUUCAUAUACUCGAAUAUUAAAACUUUUUACAUGUCCCGUUGAUCGACUCUUUAGGUGAAAGAUUUUUAAAAUAUACUGUUUCAACAUGUGUCCUUUUCUUUGUAGGGCUUGCCCGGUGAAGCGGGUGAAAAAGGAUCUCAAGGGGACCCUGGACCUCCUGUAAGAUAAAAUUCUUCUUCGUCAUUAAAUUUUAUGUUUGCCGGCUAUAUAAAUCUGUAAGGUCGGCGCGCCCAGCUUGACAAGGAGCUUACGAAUCGACGACUUUCGCACGACGACGCCGCUGGGUCACUUCAUAGUUCUGCGUUGCCGUCCUAUAGAAAUUUGAAUUUACGAUUCGAAUUCGUAGUAAAGACGACGACGUUGGUGCGCGCGGCAGGCAAAUUUUCCCGCCGUUUCUGAAGUUUGUUUUCUUCUUUUCACAAGUAAGCUUAUUUGUUCAACCAAAAUGCCUAAAUUUAUAAGAGAAACGAGAGCUCGUAUUGCAGACGCUUAUGGAAACAGAUUUAUAAAGGACCGAGUAUUUCACUGUAUUUGUAAUUUUAUGCGUUUCAUCAACAAACUCAGAGUUAACUACGGAUUUAGACAAGUCAACAAAGGAAGAAUGCAAGGCGCUUUCUUCAUAUGCAAGGAGGGGAUUUAUAAACUUGCUGAACAGCUGUAGUUACUGUGAUGAGAUAACCAUCGCGCGAAAAUCGUCAAUUCGUAAGCUCCCUAAGGCAGAGAGGCAAAUUAAGCACCGGAAGUCGCGUUCAGUCAUUUCCACGGGCUUUCGCGUUCUCAUUUGCUGUUGUGUUGUCUUUGCUAACCUACCUAUUGUGUGUGAUCAGUAACAGAAGAAUGUCAUCACAACCAUUUUUGCAUCUGCUUUCUUUUCACUUUAUUUCACCUUGGAUCCAGCCUCACCCAGAAAUCUUAUUCGUUCCGGCUGCUCACAUUGUGGCACAGAUACUUGAUCUAAAAAACAGUCUUGAUCUCAAUCUCGCCGAGAGAAAUAACCUGAAUGUCAUCCGAUUACUUCGAGUCGUUAUUCGUUACUGAGGGAGUAAUAACGACUCGAAGUAAUCGGAUGAAAUUCAGGGUAGGAGAGAGAGUGGUCGUUUUUAAAUCUAAAGGAAGUUGUGUCUCUUCCUUUGAUACUGUGACAGGGACCGUCUGGUGUCCGAGGUAACCGUGGAUCAGCCGGAAGACCUGGAAAACCUGUAAGUGUUUUAUUUUUUAUGAUACGAGUAAAGACUCCUGUUGCCAGUGUAUAUGAAAACGGGUAGCAUCCCAUAACGUUAGGGAGAGAGCGGGGUUGGGGUAGGAUGUGUUGUAAUUUUAAAUACUAUUUGCCAUGGUGUUCUAUUUCUAUUUUCAUCUAGGGUCCCCCUGGAUCGGACGGGCCGAGGGGCCCCCCUGGAUCAAUUGGAACAAAGGUACGAGCUUCGAUAGAGUCAUUUUUGCGUCUUACAGUUCAAUUUGCUCAUCACUGGCUCACCUAUGUGUUUAUUCGUAUGAAGGAAAGCAUCGGCAAGCGCCUUAAAUCUUCAAGAGCAUUUUAAGAUCCUGAAGAAAUGUCGCGGAAAGUUUGAGUGCCUCAUGUAUAAGAUGCUAUUAAUCAAGGAAAAAGGACUAACCCUGAAUUAUCAAACAAAGUCAUUCCAGCGAAACCUUUCACUCAGUUAUUUCAUUUUAUUUCGUUUUUUACAUUUUAAUCUUUUGUUUCACAUCUUCGGUUUCAAUAUAUCGUUUAUCGCUUUUGUUCACUUGCAUUUGAUACUGGUGACAUGCCGUUCCUUAAACGUCAUGUCUUUGUAGCGUUAAUUUUUAUGCUUAAACGUUGUACAAAUAGUUCUUUAUCAGAAUCUGGUUAUAGCACUCAAAAAUUGACAAUGACAUUUCUUGCUCCAACGCCAGCGGUCGUGUUCUUUUCGAAACCCUCAUUUUAUUAUUCUGAUCCGUGUAUCAACGACAAUAGACCACUAAUCUUAGCUAAAACACUUGCCAGAAGUACAUUAAUAUUUGAAACGUUUUAUGCUUUUAGGGAGACAGAGGUCUUGACGGUGUCGGUGGAAUGAUGGGUCACAAGGGACCUCGGGUAAGUGUAAACACGUGAUGGCUUGCUAUUCCGUUUGGCCACAUCAAGACAUUACAUACUCACUUAAAUAGAAAGAGACAGGAAGAGCUACGCAUUCUUAAAAAAUAGUAUAAAUUUGUGUCAGUAAGACAUCUUCUUUUAAGAUACAGAGGCAUAUUUUUCAAACCAGAAAAAAAAUGGACAUGUAGGAUAGUAGUCGAUUUUAAGUGUAUGGAGGUAAGUAAGAGGGCAGUUAAAAAUAUGCAAGAAAAAAGGGACGUACGAAGAAAAAAGGCUAUCAGUCUAACAGCUAUCGUGCUCUUCAUAAUUAUCAGGGUUUACCAGGGGCUCGUGGAGAAAAAGGAGAUAAAGGAGAAGCCGGGGAAAGAGUAAGUUUUUUCACCUUCAAUGUUCAUGAUAUAAACUCUCAGGUGCGAUUCAUAACCGGUAGGAAUCGAGGCGGGAAAAUUGCAAAAGUUGUGAUUAGAACUGUAAUGCCUAGCGCUGCGAUUGGCUGAAAACAACAAUUUUAACCAAUCAAAAGGAUGAUCAACACCAAUCAUGACUUUUUUCCCGCGCUUUUGGUGUCAGCGAUUUUACCACGUUCAUUUGAUAAACCCUCAGCGUCACUCCUGCCCCCACCGCCCCCUCCCCUGUAAAACGCAGAACAUAAGAAGGGGAGAAAAUCAAAACAUGGAUACCUUGCUUCCGAGUUUAUCUCGUUUCUUUUUAUGUUUCUUCUUACAGGGAGACUCAGGUCCAGCCGGACAAAAUGGUGUUCCGGGUGGACGGGUAAGUAGUCCUCCUUCAGUUUUAUGUCCAGAGUUCGGCUCGAGGAAGAACACACGGUACAAUUUGGUUUAGCGAUCUGGGCUGAUACCCAUUAAACAACGGAAAGGAAAAGUAUUAUAUAAUACAAAUAUAAAUUUUCAAGACUUACAUUUUCAUUUAAAACUGCACUUAAACUGAAACGAUCCACUUCGGAGAGUCUUGACAUGCAGCGAGUCUGCUAUCCUGGUAAAAAAACUGCCCCAACCACUAGGCCGAGGAAGAUUUCCCAUUUCCCAUUUCCCCAAGGCAAGCGGGAAUAAUCCAGAAUGUUUUUAGUAAGUGUAAACAGAUUCGAAAAUUUUGAUCAAGUUAGUUUCACUAAAAUCACAAGUGGCAACAAAUAACAAGUUAACGACCAUAUUUAUUUCCAGGGUCCACAAGGUGAAACAGGACCAAGAGGUCCACCUGGACCCAGGGGACUUCAGGCAAGAUAUAUUUAAUACUGGCUCAGAGUCUAUUUGCUACAGCGUAAAGAUGAAUAAAUACUAUUCCAACCAGAAGCCAAAGCGUAUGAACGAACAAAGACGGUUCAAAACGUGCGGAUAGCGAAUAUUUGAAAACGGAGGAAAAAUAUUCCUUUUCGAAUAAAAAUGGAUGCGAGUGGAUGGAGAAACAGAAGAUUUUCUUAAAAUAUUAUCGCUCCAUGGAAGGCGCGCGUAAUACUAGCUACAACUUCAGCCACUUUAAUCCCAUGAACGACGGCGCUAGCAGAGUUAGUUCACAAUUUUGUCAUGACUUGAUACACUACAAAAAAGUGUUAGCAACUGGAAGAACAAAAGAAAUACAUGAAAUGAAUCAUUUCCACAACUGUGGGUCAAAGUGCGUUUUUCAGAGAAGAAAUGACCAGUUGUUACUUUCCCUCCAGUGCCCUACAGCGAUCUCUUUUUUCAUUCCCAAGACGUUGUGAUUUAGGUUAACAGUUUGUGUUUUUAUUUCUUUGUGUUAACAGGGAAAUACUGGCGAAAGGGGUCCGCCUGGUCCUCCUGGAUCUCCGGUAAGCCGGCUUAAUGACGUAACACUGGAUCAGUAUACAAAUGUGGGAAAAUACCCAAGUACUAGUACCCCUCCACCUGGACCGACCACAAGGCGUACCGCCAGCGACGUUUUUUCAGUGAUACAUAUCCUUUUUUUCUUGUUUUUCAAACAACCAUCAGUAAAAUCUCACUCUCAAAAGUUUUAACCAAAAAUUUGGCAGUGCCACAAUAUUUUUAGUGCUGUUUCCACUUCUAAGUUCAAGUAGUAGAGUCAACUCCUUUUAUAGCGGACACUGUAGGGACCUUCAGUUAGUGUCCUCUUCAGCAAGAGUCCGUAAUAGCGAGAGUUUACUUCACUCAAACAUCUGUUAUUUAUUUUUGCCCGGAAUCUAACUGCUGUCCGUAUUAUCGGGGUGUCCGUUAUAGCGGGGUGUCUGCAAGGCGAGAAUUGACUGUAUUACACAAUUUUGGCAAUUUUUGUGAUCACGUGACCACAGCUGCAAGGGACCUGUUAUUACUUCGUGCUAAAUUAGUGACGUUGCAUAACUGGAUUCGUGCCCCACUUUCUUUAUAGACGUCUUCUCUAACAACCGUUUUUCUCUUUCUUGGGGGUUAAGGAUGCAGCUACAUGAAGACUAAAAGUAUUGAUUUGCAAAUGGAUUUUUCUUACUUAGGGACCUUCAGGUGCACCAGGAAUUCAAGGCGUUCAAGGCAUGAGAGGAACUCCGGUAGGUAACGCGGCAGUUCUCCUAGAAAUUCUUAAAAAAAGAAAGGCGAAUUUAUAAUUUCCUGCGUCGCCCGCUUUAUGCACUAUUUUACACUAUGGUCGCCUUAACAUAAUGAAGAACACAACUUCUAUAAAACCAUAAUCUACAUUUUCUGAUUCAAGGACUUAAAAACUUAGCUCCACACUAUAAAAGCUUUCACGAACCCCUGCCCUUCAUUCGAGCUCCCUAUUUCCUAAAACACAUUAUUCAGGUUCUCGAGUCAGAGUUUCUCUACCCCACUUUAUCUCUUUCCAAGAAUACACGCACGUUACUGCUCGCCGUUUUGUACUUAGAGAACAAGCGUAAUUUACAAGUAUAGCCAUUGUUUUAGAGUCUGAAAACAAAAGCUACACUUGUAAAUUACCCUUGUAAAAGUUUUAUUAAAUCGACCCCAGCAUGUCAACGUCGUUGCCUGGGUCUCUCUUUCUCCCUUCCCCUGGUGGGAGUCCCUGGAAAUGAGGUUGCCGCCAGUUGUCGCCUUUAAAAGUCAAUUAUGCCGUUUCAUGUUGUCUUUUUGAUUCCCUGUUUGUUUUAUCCAGGGUCCACCAGGAAUUCCUGGGCCUCCAGGCCCUGUUGGACCUAAGGUACGUAUUUUAGAGCUACUUCAGAGGCUAUAGCGAUCUUUUGGAGUGGAAAUGGUUUAUAUAUUCUUUCCAGUGUGUGAUGUUAAUUAUAUUGUCCAGGGUGAGUGACCUCUGUACCGAGUUGGGAGGGGGAGAGGGUCGCUUACAUUAAUCGUCAAAUGUUAAAAUUUUUAUUGCAGCUUAGAGUACAAGUAGUCCCCCAUUUUUCCUCAGGGAUAGUAGGGCAAGCGAAACGCCAGCGCGCGUGAAAAUUACCCCGCGGGAGAAAAGGCGACACGCGGCGGGGAGAGAGAAAAAUGAGGGACUGCAGACAUUUUCUCUCUCCCUGACGCGUGUCGCCUUUUCUCGCGUGGGGUGAUUUUCACGGGCGCUCGCGUUUCGCUCGCUUUACUAUCCCUGAGGAAAAAUGGGGGACUACUCGUAGUCUAUUGCAGCUGAAAACACAAAACAUAACGGAAUCUUCAGAAAGUAAAGUCGACAUCGUAAUUAACUUGUUAGACUUUCACAAAGCCCUUCGCAGUCGCGCGGUUUUGUCUUGUCACAACCUUUCUCGACUGGUUCGCUCCCUUAGGUCGCUCAUGACGCUCGCUUUGCACGCUCUCUUAGACUUACUGACAUUCACUUAUUCAUCUCAUUGCAGGGCGAAACAGGGAAAAUUGGUAUGCCUGGAUAUCCGGGUUCCGAUGGUGUUCCGGUAAGAAGUGGCGUGAAAUAUUCCAACAUAUAACUUAAAGAAAAUAUGUCAUCAACACUCAAACAAAACAGCCAGAAAAAUAGAAAGAAUGAUGCCAGAAAGUUGCACGUGUUAAGAAUUUAAAGCAUAAAAAUAGACACAGAAAACUCAAUCAAUCAUAACACAUUUUAGUAGCCUUGGCUUCGACAGAGAGCUGGACCAAGCACAGAAUGCGAACUUUCGUGGCACUUGCUGCUGCCUCCUGUCAGUGCCAAGGUUCCUCAGUAAGGGCAGCAAAGUGUUUGUCCCCUACUCUAAUAACAAAAGCACAACAAAGGGUCACUCUCUCUUGUUCACUUUUUAACGUGAUCCCGGCCCCCUCACAGCACAAAUACGACGUGGAAUUUCCUAUUUCACGUUUUAUGAAUUACGUAAGCACGAGGCAAAGAUUUUCCUUUCUGUUUCUGAACUUGGAUACGGUCCUUAUGAAUUCACCCGAAAAGUACCAAAAGCGCCCAUAUUGAACUAUUGAAUAAAAUGGGAUCAUAGCAAAAAACAGCGAUCCUGUUAUGUUGCAUUUGAAUUAUUUGUUUCUAAGUAUUUGACUGGAGUGCCUGUAAACUAGCUAGAUAAGCUAAGUGCACUUUCCACUACAAAGAAGUCAUUAAACCAUUAUUAUACGACGUUUUCGCCGCCGUCGCUGUUGUGGUUGCUUAAUCUCCCCAAUAACUGACUAAAUGUGUGAUGUUUCGUCAUUUGUGAACUUUAUAAACCUAUUAGAAGUCUUUUGUCGUAGGGAUACCCUGGUAUUGAAGGACCCCCGGGGCCAAAAGGAGACAGGGUAUGUAUAUGCUGCUAUGCCAUAUUGUAAUCCGACUAGUAGCCCUUUUUCUUUUUCUUUUUUAUUCUCUUUUCUUUUUUUCUUUUAAUUUUUACGUCCGUACACGCGUAAGUUCAUUUAAACGCGUAAAUAAAAUAGAGGCAAUGUAUGGAAGGUCACCUGUAAACGUAAAAGUUGAACGGCAAUACCAGGAAAUCCACCCUUAGUCUAUCCGUCCGCCGGUAAGAAUGUAGUCCAGAAAACCAAUAGCGUUCCACGCAGGCGUUUUAAGGGGAGCUCGUUUUUCAUCCCUCCCCACAAGGGAUGAAAGACAAGCUCCCCUAAAAACGACUGCGUGGGAGGCUCGAAAACCAACGGAACGAGGAUGUAUGUAUGGGAAUUCGUGUAUGUAACAUUUUGGUAGUGAAAAUUCCUAAGAUUAAGGUUUGCAACCCUUCCCAGUUUAUGAAAACGUGUUUUGUGACGUCAUUGACGAAACAAUGUCACGUGUUAUUUGAAAUCACGUUUUUGUUGAGCCACAUUUGUAGUUCACUUUUCAGGAUCACUGAUAAAUCAAACCGUUCUAAAGGCAUUUUUUUGUACAAAUGUAUCUCUGGUGUGACAACCGUGUAACAAUAUUUAAUUAACAAUUUGGACACAUGAGGUAUACAUUGCCCAGUGUUACGGCAGCUUACAUGACUUUCCAAGAAAUCUUUAGGAAAAUGGACAUGUUUAACUUCUCAGGGACUGUUAAAUCUAGCCCACACUGCAUGACUUAUGCUGUACCUACAACGAGUCUAAUUAAAAAAACCAAGAUGGCGUUCACCGACAAAUUUUCUCAGUGAAUAAUGUGCCAAUUUUACAAGCCCAUGACGACGACAGACAUUGAGUUGCAUUUUCACGCCUUGUUAACACGCGAUUACACGAUCUCAUUUCGACCCAAAUUAUUGUUAAGCCUGGGCUUAAUGGCUUAAAGGCAGUUACGCCGCUGAAUUAAGUAAUAAACCGUACAUCUGUCUUGAAACAUAUAGUAAACCUUUAGCUCAUCCUUAUUUCCCUGUCAUCAAAAUCUUUGACUGGUGGCCUUGUAUAUUCCCAGGGACCUCUUGGAGUUAGAGGACCACAAGGCUACCCAGGCCUCCCCGGACCAAAGGUGAGUUGGGAUCAUGUAGGAGCGUAAGCUUGUACCCAGAUCUUGUGGACGAAGCCGAGGGCAAGAUCUUGCCUUCGCGUCCAUGAGAGAUUUGGGUACGAGAUUGGUACGACGAUAUCAGAAAUAAUUUGAGAUAAAUAUUUUGCGAAGAAAUCUAAGCUUUGCAACGAACAAGAAAAAGUCUUAGCAUUGGAAAUUUUCAUCCCCAAGCAAAGUCCGUCCUUGAUAAUCAUAUCUUGUCUGAAACUUCUGUUUAAUCAGAUAACCCUUUCCAUUCUUCAUCAUAUUUCUAGUAGUUACGUUUGCCACUUUUAAGUGACAAACGUAAAAAAAAAACGUAAAAACUGUAUGUUUUUUUGUUUUUUUUUGUUGUUCCCCUAUAAUCUGUUAGAAAGUCUUUUCUCCUCACAUCACAUCCGUGUAAAGAAGUUGUGAUAAGUUAACUUUUAGUCGAUAAUGUACCCCCGGAUCCCUAGCCUGUUCCAGGCUCACAGAAAGUGGGGAAGCUGCGAAAGUGAAAGGUACUCGAAAAAGGAACGUUUUAUUUUCAUGUUCGCGCUUUCCCCGCGGACCCGACUAUCUCGGAGCCUGUAACAGGCUACCGGAUCCCUAACCCAACUUACUGGUAUCUUUUUCCAGGGGAAUCGAGGAAAACGUGGGCCAGAAGGAGAGAAGGGGGAAGAGGUUUGUACUUUGUUUGGAGACAUUUUUACAUAUAAAACGCAGAAUAAUUUCGAUCCACUUGAAAAUUUAUCUUAAUUUAAAAAGUGUCUAAAAUGGCUAUGCAUACUAUCUUUCACCUUAUAUAGUUAUCGUAGGUUUUUAAAUCCUUUUAGUUUUGAUCGUUUUAUAUUGACUCAUUUCUAGCUUUAGUGGGCCAGAAGGAGAGAAGGGGAAGAGGUUUGUACUUUGAAACCCGAUUAAGCAAAGCGAUAAGUUCUGGCGUGUCGAUCAAGAAUUUCCAAGUCCAACAGCAGAGAUGGCAAAAUCGGGGAUGCGUUUAAAAUAUACAGAUCGGUCGACUGCAAAACGGUAGCCAGCCUACGAUCGCAAAAGGAUGCUUAGCAACAAACGCCUUUGUUUCAAUUGCACCGGAGGCAAACACAGGGCUGAAGAUUGCAAAAGCCGUUCCAUGUGCCAGAUUUGUAAGAGAAGGCAUCACACGUCCAUCUGCAACAGCGUCAGUAACCAGUUAAUGACAGCGAGAAACCCUCGCUACCGGCAAGUCCUGAAAGGUACGACCACUUGAAGGAGUGAAGAUGGACGAUAUGGACCCAAAGGAUUACCUUCCGGUGCACCUUAUCUUGGGAGGUGUGACUAUACUAAGAUCAAGACUGUAACAGCACCUCUUAUUGAGCCGCAAACGAGCCUAUUGCCGAGAAAAAACUAAGUUCGGAUGGACCAUUAUUUCACCGGGCAAAGAAGUGGAUCUGUCUCCCAUGUUCCUGACGCAGACAUCAACGGUAGAUUACGACAACUUGUGCAGACUGGACGUGCUUGGACUGGCAGAUUGUGCAACUGGUGACCAAGACGAGGUGUAUUCAGAGUUCAAAGAGCAACUAAGACGAGAUGAUGAGGGUUGGUACGAAACUAGCCUACCAUGGAAAGGGAACCACGCACCUUUACAACCAACGCACUCUAUCUUAUCGAGACAUUUUUACAUAUAAAACGCAGAAUAAUUUCGAUCCACUUGAAAAUUUAUCUUAAUUUAAAAAGUGUCUAAAAUGGCUAUGCAUACUAUCUUUCACCUUAUAUAGUUAUCGUAGGUUUUUAAAUCCUUUUAGUUUUGAUCGUUUUAUAUUGACUCAUUUCUAGCUCUUAGUCUUAACCUUUGUUACACACAAUUAGUUAUUUCUGUAUAAAAAAGGGGCGAUAAUAGUGUUAGAGUUAUUAUAAUUUUCAUUUAACAGUUUGCAACCCUUGUUUCCUAUAUCUCUAACAGACGAGAACACUUAAUGAGGCUGUAGAGCAAGCUUAGCACUCUAUCUUAUCGAGUCGUAAAAUAUAUAUACUCGUAUUUUACAGGGUGUUUCAGGAUUUCCUGGCGCAAAAGGAGACGAGGGUCCGAAGGGAGAAGAUGUAAGUAAAAUAUAUUCUCAUUCAGCAAAUCUCAGGCCUUAAAUGUUACGUAAUUAUCCCACGAUUUGUUCUUAUGUUGCCUUUGGGAUGUUUUUUUACAUAGGGUACUGCAGGAAAUCCUGGUUCCCAAGGAGUUGAGGGAUCCGAAGGUCCUAAGGUUAGUUACCUUAUAAAUUCGUAGUCUGUUUGUUUUAACAUGUCACAUCAGCCAUAAUAUGUAACAGCAAUAAUCAAAGGGCGACCAUUUCUGUAUUACGCCAAUGCUAAGCAACGAGCAACGAGAACGUUGACUUCCGGGACGUCAAAAAUAGUGGCGGAAAGUUGACAGUUUCUCUCUUUCAGUGCUCUGGCUCUACGAUUCCUUAUCACUGGUGUAAAAACAAAAGCAUUUAAACUAGCUGUGUUUGAUAAAAUCGUUCAAUCAGGCAGCACAUUUAACUUCCGGUUGCUAUUUAUGAUAUCUGGGACGUAAGCGUUUUCAUUUUAUGUUAUUUGCCACACAAUAAUUACAAGAAAUAUAGGAAAAGGCGAGUAGACCUAACAGAAACUUUAGGAGCUUAUGAGAAGUUAGGCCUCCUCGAACUACUGGCUAGAGCUGUGUUACGUCAAUUGAAGAAAAGAUGGCGAAAAGUCGAAGACGGAAAGAUCCAUCUUUCAAGAUCGCUAUUAUACAAGUUUGAACUUCUAGUACCGUAAAACAACUUAGGAUCAAGUACCUUUUGGUUGUCUGUUUGUUUGUUUGUUGUUGUUGUUUUUUGCCACAGUUCCCUGUUUUAUUUACCUAAGGAUUUUCUUGUGCUCACUUUGUGUUCAUUUACUCGUUAAUGUACCCUCUGACGCGUUAUCCACGAUAUUGUCCAAGAAUAUCCUCCACAGCGAGGGAGGGAACAGCUGCAAUAAAAUCACACUUGUUCUUUUUGCUUUAUGCUAAUGGCCCCUGAGCAGCUAUUUUCAUAAUGUGUGGUCAUUACUAUUACUCUAAACCUGGGUGAUUUUAGUUUGUUUGUAAUACACAUUUUAGGGUCGGACCGGUAUCCCAGGGCCAUCAGGCCCAUCUGGACCUACAGGACCAAAGGUAGCAUCCAUACGUAUUAGUUAAUAAACACGUUUUUUAGGCUUGUGCGCACUGAUUGUCACAAAUAAAAAGUACCAUUUCUCUUGCUCAUAGAGCUGUUUAUCCCUCAAUGGAUCUUUACCAAAAAUAUCUUGUUUAUAUUUCCAGCGGUUUGUAAGAUUGAAAUACGUUUCACUUUGCUAUUAGUUUUAAGUUAUCUUUAAACGUUUCCUUUUUUCAGGGAGAGAGAGGGGCCCCCGGAAUGCCAGGAUACACCGGAGAACCAGGAGAAAAGGUAAGACGAACAUUGCUGAAGAGAUAAUCGCCGGUAUCAACUGAACAUCUUAAAACCUUGUGCUUGUAUUAUAGGGAAAUACAGGAGCUCCGGGACCAAGAGGACGAGACGGAUCUAAAGGAAUAAGGGUAAGGACUGAAUUGUGGGGCCAAAGGGCAAAAACCAAAGAUCAUCAUGAGGACUAAAAACUUUAAAGCGCGAUCUUAAGCGCUUUUGUUGACACCAUUAAGUCGGAAAACGGUGUUUAACUGACCAGCCAGCGCCAGGGCAUCGGACACCAGUAUAUAGCUAUUUCGAGAAACGUUGUCGGAUAAAGUACAAGCGACAAUCCCGAAAGGUAUUGUGGGUGGUUUUGAGUUCACUGUUCUUCAAAGAAAUUUGAAAGAAGGGCACGAGAGGCCAUGGACGUAUGUUUGCAAGUGCUAAAGGAAAGCAUCAAAAGUAGGUUCAACAGCUACAGUCGUCAGGAACAGUGUAUUGAUCAUAUCCCAUAUUAUCUUUCGGGGUUACUUUCAUGUCAAUUCCUCCUCUUUGUUUUGCAUUUACAAGUGUACCUUUGUGUUUAGAGUAAUAGACAAUAGGUUGGAUUUUGCCGCUAUUGUAAUAACACUAGUCUCAAAAGCUAGUAAGGUUUCUCUGUUCGGUGAUUUUUAGGACAAGGUUACUAUAUUUAUCAACUCGUUAAAUUGCGAAAACCCCUUUUUGUUAUAAGAUUUACUGCAAAACGUAUUUUAAUAAUUAAGAAUUUAGAUCAUGGAAUAGCAUUCGUAUUUAAUCACAUUCUACACUUAUUUCAUUUGAACCAGGGAGAUCCAGGACCUGCAGGACCACAAGGACCCAGAGGAACACGGGUAAAUUCAACUAAGAUUUAUUUUAAAGUCUUCUCCAAUAUUAAUUGUUUUCAGUUGUUCUGUUGAUCUUGUUGUUAAUGAUGCAACAUCUUUUUCAUCAAUCCUUGGGUUUUCGAGACAUUAAUCAUAUGCAUGAUGAUUGCAAGUUUCCUUGUUCUUAAGGCCAACUGACUUUUAUAUAUGUUCAAUAAGUGUCCAUCAAUAAAUUUAAUUCGCCUGCGAGCAAUCGGCAACAGUCCAGACUUGAGAGUCUAUACCCAGUUUUGAAACCUUGAAAAAAACGCUAGACAAUUGAACAUUUUCAAAUCAUUUUUUGUUUUCUUUCAUGGGAAAGUGGCUAGGAGAACUAAGUACGAUCACAUAAUGUCAAAUUCCACAACUUGUAAAUUUUUAGACAUGAAGUUAUAAUCAUAACCUUUUUCUUUUUUUCAGGGUCCACGUGGUGAGCGGGGUAGCGCCGGAACACCUGGUACACCUGGAACUAAGGUAUUUAAUUGUUUCGUAGUGCGUUUCAUAAUUAACGCUGCGGGCAGGAGGGGUAUUGUCAAAAUAUCUGAUGGUGAUAUGUUAAGGUAUUGAUAAUGACCGGCAUAUGAAAGAGGUGGCAUUUUCCUUAACAGAAAAGCUCGGCAAAACUGGAACGAGCGAACGAGAAGUUGGUAAGCAGGUAGAGACGGAAAGGAGAACUUUAUUUCAUAAGGGUAACAAACGGGGGGCUCUUAAAUAUCAGAUUGAAUUUGACUAAGCAAAGAUGUUUCAUAUCUUGGGAAGCAUAGCAAAGCUGCAAGCUGAUGCGCUACAAAAACAUUACAGGCUGCCUGUAGCUCGUGUGCGCCAUAACCUUAAAUUGUUAUAAGCAAACAUUUGCAGACUUCUUUUAGUACUUGUUAAAAGUGUCUUUAUUUUUCCUUCAGGGAGCCCCUGGUGAAGCUGGCCUCCCCGGAGACCGUGGAAACCCGGUAGGACAUAUGUAGUAUCACAACCCCCGUGGCUGGUUUAUCUUUUUAUUCAUGAAAACUCCCGAUGUUGCAACUAUAUAUGAUUCUCCCAAGUAAACAUUUCUUGGUAGAACCGACGGAGGAACCGAACCUUCUAUCUUAAACACCGCUUUUCAAAUCAUAGUCAGUAAAACGCAGCUCGCACAAUCGUUAUAUUUCCAUGUAGGAUUUCCCAUUUUUUAAUUGGGUGACGCAAUGCAAGAAUGACUUUUGCGAUAAAAGAUUUUUUUGCUAGUUCCGGUCAAAAAAGGAAGACCUUUGAUAUUUGAAUUUGAUAUAUGAUAUUCUAAAUUAUCAUUAUCGACAUCAUAGCCCUCUUUGGUCUUGUCACUGGGAAUUCUUUUAACCAGCACGUUAACUCUUUCUUCAGGGACCUCCAGGCCCUCAGGGGGAUAGGGGACAGCCAGGAACUCGUGGACCAAUGGUAAGUUAAGGUUCAUUUCCUGAAUAUUGGACCUUGUUUAUCUGUCACUCAUCUUACGAUUCUUGUUCUGGAGUUUUACUGAGCUGAUCUGCUUGGGAAACCUCUUACAAUGACUGGUAAACAUUUCAAACGAUGGAAUAAGUACUUUUUUGCUAGGAGUAUAAAAAAUGACUUCCAGUGUAAAAGCAAUUCGUGCCCUUUAAAAUUACUGUUGAAUUACCCAGUUCGUUCAGCCUUAUAUGCCUUUGUACAUUUUGUAGGGUUUACCAGGAAAAGCAGGUCUGCCGGGAUAUCCUGGGCCUCGUGGAGAGACGGUAAGAGUAUUGAAUACAAGUAGUGUGCAAAUUAUCUUUCAUACUCAAACACAUGCUUUCAUUUGUUUGUGUGAUGAAUUUUGUUUCAAUUAAAAGAGUAAACGAUGAAUUUACAUAAUCGAGUUGUAGACAGCAAACGUAAUUUUUCUUCUCGUUAAAGAACAAAAGAAUCAAUUUAUAAUUUACGAUCAUAGGAUUUAUUAACGGUAUCAUCCUUUUUCUUGAGAUAAUUGUGAUUGUUUGUCGAGAUACCUAUAGUUUAUUCGUCACUUAGGGGAGAUAAGACAAAUGGGGAUAACAAGGUCAAUUCUGUUUCUUUCCUUUUCUGGAGCGAGCUCUCGGUAAUGUUUAUCCAAGGAGUAGGACCCACUUAAGUUAGCAAAUUACAAAACCAAACAUAAGAUCAACCCGAAAUGGGACUGGACUCUGAGCCAAAUUAAAAGGCACAUGAAUGAUAAAAGUUCUGUUAACUGAGUUGAACAGCCAGUUCGCCAGCGACAGUCAGUGUUUAUUUCGUCGAAGAUUAUAAGAAUCGACGAAAUUAGAGUACAAAUUGUUUGUUGAUUUGUUGAGAAUGAAUUGUUCUAGUUUAGUAAGAUUUCUUGUUAUUGUGAGAUAAAAUGCUUAGAAAAUGCCUUAAUCGUCGUUGUUAUCUGUUUUUAGGGACCGCAAGGUAAAACUGGACCUCCAGGCCCUACUGGUUUGCCGGGUGGUCGUGUAAGUGGAUUUGUUUUGUUCUGUUCUGUUUUUUGUUUAUUUGUUUGUUUGUUUGUUUGUUAUUUUGCUUCUAGCGGUUAUUAGUCAUUUUUAUUUUUUGAUUGAAAGAAAAUUACAUGCAUUAGCAUUAAAUUUAGCAAAGUGCUCUCUAGAUUCUACUACCCUCAUAUUUUCCCUUAGCAUAAAACCAAUAUUUUUUAAUAUUUUCUCCGGAAAUUCAGGGCCCAGCAGGAGAAAGAGGUUCCCCUGGACCCAAAGGAGACCGUGGUCGACCGGUGAGUAAAAAACUUGUGAUUCUUAUUCAGCUUUAUUCCUCUCCGUCGAGACUAACUUUCGACGCCUAAAAAACUGACAUGGUCGAGAGCUAAAUAACAGUGACGUGAGAUUUUAAUAAAUACAAGGCGGACCGAUUUAUCCUUUGUUUGAAAGAAUAAUGGCAUGAAAAUGAUGAGUUUAUGAGGUAAAGAGAUGGAAAAACUAACGUUUUGUACGCCCUUUUAAUGCUUUGACAAAGAACUAGUGACAGAAGUCUCGAACAACUUUUUGUAUCUCGUUACUGUGUCCAGUUUACAUGAAUGAUUAACUGAGAUAAAUCCACAUUUUUGUGAUCCACUUCCCCAACGACGUUUCUUCAGAGGCCAACCCCUUCAGUAUUUCUUCAUUGCUUUUCCUCUGGUAAAGAAAGUAAGUUUUCUCUUUCAGUGACCCGAUGACAGCAUGCAAGAGAAUUCUGUCAGUAGUUUCAGUAGUUGACCUAAGGCGUUCGACGCCGCAGAUCGCAAUGCUGGUCUGGUGGGAAAGAGGAUAAACUGUGUAUAAAGGUCAUUACUGCGUCCCCAGUUUACUUUUUGCAAGUAAGAACUUGAUGGACCAGUGUUUUCUGUCUGCUUUUAGGGUGCCCAAGGACAAACAGGUGAUCCGGGAGAGUCCGGUAAAGAUGGUACUAAGGUGCGUAAUUAACUGAAUUGCAAAAUAUACCUGCCUAUCAUAAGAACAUACUAAAAAAUAUCGUCUUCAAACGUAGUUGAUGAAGUGUUAAGUGGAAACCCUACCCAACAAAGUUUGUUUUACUAGGAUGCUUAGUCUCAAAUUCUUAACUAUUACCAUAUUCCAUAUACGACUUUUUGGAAUAAGGCCAUCCUUCUGAUUCCUACUGUACAAGCACAGUUAUCUCUUUCGUACCCUUAAAAAUCAAACUUUUAAAUACCUAAAUUCCUCAAAUUUACAAUGAAAAAGCAGAUCAUCCUCGUAUUACCCAUUCAGAUAGGAAAUACACCAGGGAGAUCAAUUGAAAUAAGAACAAAAAACACAAUUAGCAAGUGCUAUCACUUCAGCUGUUCAAUACGGGCCGCCAUGUUACCAUAACGCCUAUAUGCGACAAAACUGCUUGAAGACAGCAAUGCGUUUGUUGAUAUCAUAUUUAUUUUCCUAUUGUAGGGAGAACCAGGUAAACCAGGAGUGGAUGGAAAAGAUGGAGCACCGGUAGGAUAUCUCAUUGAGUUAAAGUGUAACAUUACCGAAGCAAAAGAAGAGAAAACAAAGGAAUUUCAAAAAAAAAAGGAAAAUCCAUAUUAAAUACAUUUGGGAUAUCGGAUUUCCAAACACGUAAACGUCGGCUAAAAAAUAGAGCUGCACCUAGCUUAUUUCCAGUCUCUUUUUCAUGUUGGAUAUCAGAUUUACAUGCUCUUAGCGAUGUUUAGUAGUGAUGAUUAGUUUAUAAAUUGUUGUUUUAGGGUCAACCAGGAACUCCAGGACCGAAAGGUGCUAUGGGACCACCGGUAAGUAAAAGAGUACAUGUGACGUAGUGCAGGUAAAACCACGCUUUCGCCUCAUGUAAGGGAAUCCAAGACAGUCUUGGAUUCUGGAUUCCAGUUUUUGUCAGGGGAACUUGGAUUCUGGAUUCCAAUCGUUAGUGGGAUUACGGAUUCCUUGAGCUGUUUUCCGGAUUCCAAAACCCAGGAUUCUGGAUUCAUAAUCAAAAUUUUCCCAGAUUCCAGAUUCCACAAGCAAAAAUUUCCCGGGUUACGGAUUCCGGAUUCCCUUACAUGUGGCGAACGCUUGUUUUAAUCAUAACGCCCUCCUUCUAGGAGAAUAACGACAGAAAACUUUGUUGUAGACGUCAAACGUUUUUUUUUUUCCACCAUUUACCUUGCCACUAUAUGAGGACCUGCUGCUUCUGAUCUCAGACUCUUCCUGAAAGUUCGCGAUGUGAUUUGAGAUGAAGAUUGCUUGUUAGAUGAUGGGGGAAAUUCGCCAUUACGGCAGUUUUAUAGUUAAACAUUGUCUUUUGAUUUAUUCCGUGCUCCUUCAGCUUGUGUGGUAACUAAACCAUAUUCAGGUCUGUGUAAGAACAGCUUCUCACCUCACCCUUCACUUUGUUUUAUCCACAGGGACCCGCGGGACUCAAAGGAGUGGAAGGACCUGUUGGUCUCCCUGGAGCGCCAGUAAUUCAGCUUUUUUAUGUUAACCAUUGUAGAUUAUGUUUUAUUUUUGUUGCUACGACGUUUUGUUAAAAAAGAAACAACACUUGGUCCUUAGGCACGAAAUAAUUUUUAUGGCAAUUAUUUUUGGUAUGACAUAAGUAGUUUCUAUGAAGUUCUACAACAUCGCCGUUAACAAAGUAAUACUCCAUUUUGCCAUCUCAUUAGGGACCUCAAGGCAUGCGUGGACCACCAGGACAACCAGGUCCCCAGGGGUCAUCGGUAAGUUCUUUCUCCAUCAUUAACGAUUUGUCUUUAAAUGGCGAAGUAUUCUUUCCAGUUUGAAACUGUGGCGCUGGAAUCUCUAAUAUCAAAAUAUUUUAGUUGUAAACGGAGACAAUUACAAUGUACACAUUGAUGAAUUUAUCUUUUCACAGGGGAGGCCAGGUCGUCAAGGAGCUCAAGGAGCACCGGGUGAGAAAGGUUCCAGGGUAAGUGUUAUGAAUAAGCCCUUUCGCAUUUGUUUACCGGGAUGAUCUUUUAAAUAAUAACUGUUCUUUUUCUUUUUUAUAUAUAAAAUAACUGUCCUUGAAAGGUAUUCAAACCAGCAAACAGAAGACAUUUUAAAUGAUUUGGGGAAAAUUCAGAAGUGUAUAAAAGUGGAAAAUGAGACUAGCGGAAGUUCAAUUUAAGAUACCCCUUGCAGUUUUAAAAGAACUGUUUUCCGACUAUUCAACUGACUUAUGAAAAGAUUCGAGAGUACUUUUGUGCCUUUCCUAACCUUUCACGUUCCCAGGGAGAGGAAGGACCUCGCGGUGAGUCAGGACCCGAGGGAAAACCAGGGCUACCGGUGAGUAAUAUACUAUGGACCUAUUUACACCUCCUACAUUCUCAUAUAAUUGUAAAGCGAUAAAGUUAAGCUUUGAAAUGCCUUAAACUUUGAGUUUCUCCUUCAAUAAAAUGAAUCUAGCAAGCCGGCAAAAGGACAUGGUGUGAGAAUAAGUCGUAGUUAAAAGAAAGAGGAGAUUAAUCUGAAUUUCAGCCGAGAGGUUUGUUUUUGGUGGAAUUCUCAGAAAACAAGAGAUUUCUUUCGUAAUUCUAUUGAUUUUGAAUCUAUCUCCUACAGGGUAAGCCUGGCGAGGACGGACCGACUGGACCACCAGGACCGGAGGGAGAGAAAGUAAGUGCUGCCAUGUGGAUUUACCGCAUCUCUGAGAACAUUUUCAGUUCUAAGGGCAACGAAAAUCGUAUUAAUUGUACCCGUCAAAUAUUUUCAAACGAACUCUCCGGAAAAAAUGAAAUGGGGAAAUAUGUGUAAAGGGAGUGAAAGACGGAGUAAACAAACCACAGUUGACGUGAUUUUGUUUAAUUAAAUAAAAAACGAGAAACCUUAAAAGAAAAGGGCUGCCAAAAUUAUUAUCCAGUUCUUCGCAAAUCCGAAUUCUUCCAUAUAUCAAAGGCCGAAAUGGAAAGCAACUCAGUUGAACUCCCAUGUAAUUGUUUCAUUUUUUUCGAUUUGACCACACUAAAAUAAUUUCAUCCACCAGACCUUUAAUGGCGUAACUAUUUCUUAAGAAACUGAGAAUUUCGAGGGACUGUGAGACUUGUAUUAUAAAAUGUGUUGUUUUUCUUGAGGGCGCGCAAGGAGAGUCAGGUACACCUGGAAAGAAAGGAGAACGAGGACCCAAGGUGAUUCACUUCCUUUGUCAACAUGUUGGUGAACUAGCAUACAGGAAAAUGGCCUUCCAAAUUAUGUUCAAUUGAACUGGAAACCAUCACUCGACGCGCAACGUCCAUUAGCUAAUAAAAUGUGUCCCGGCGCGUUAGAUCUUCAGUCUAUUUUUAGAUUCCUUCCUCCUUACCUUCUGUGCGAGAGGUUUUGUGUUCCAAGCCCAGCGUGAUCUCAAUCUUUGUUUGAUGUCUUUCCUUUCCGUGUCGCUUUAAGUAGCUUCAAAUAGUCGUAAAAUGGUUUAAUGAUGGAGAGAGGAGGUAAAAUGAUCUCACCGUUGGCGUUAGGUUUUUUAAUCAGAUGACUAUUUGGAGCUACUGGCGAAACAUAAAGAAUUCUUUACCUUUAGACUUUAGGCAGUUGAUCCCCUAGAUAAAGAGUGUAUCGAGACACCUUGAAGUCGGGAAUAAUAAGAAUUCGACUGCGCCUCGUUUUUCUAACCUCGUUCGUCCAUUUUUAUAUAUAUAUGAGGAAUUGGUAAUGUAAGGUGUAUUAAACACUUGCUUAACUUCAGCCUGAUUUUCAUUUAAGGGUCCCCCUGGUCCUUCUGGAGCUGUUGGUCCUCCCGGAAAACCAGGGCCUACUGUAAGUACCAUUGUCCUUUUUAAAGUUCAUUUUGACAUGCGUACAUACGUUCUUGGAAUAGAAGUGUUAUUUUUCGCGGAAGAUAAGAGGGGGAGGCUGGAAUUCUCGAAGAAAAACCUCUCAGAGCAAGAAAGAGAAACAAUUACAAACUCAACCACGCGAACCAAACACGGUUCACAUCUGUGGAACACGAAUACUCGCACCACUGAGCCCCCCUACUCAAACAUCGUAUAUACAAAGAAAGAUAUAAUCUUUAAAAUAGGUCUGAGAGGAUGCAACCCGUAAGUACUGUCAGAUGAUAUGUACAUUUUCACGAUAUCUCACUUUUCACCCAAAAUCACUUUGCACAGGGUCCAGCCGGUGAAACAGGCCCCCAGGGCGCUCCCGGUCAGAGAGGGGAGAAGGGAAAUGAAGGAGAGCGAGGAUUACCCGGUCCUACCGGAUCUUCGGGCGCUCCGGUGAGUAGCCAACCAAAUUGUACAAAUAACCAUGAGCAUGCGUAGGUUGUCUUUUUAAUCUUAAAUAACCCUGAGUCCCCAAUAAUUUUGUUUCUUUAUCUAACAAAUGCAAUGCCAAAUGCCAGCAAGUAUAUUGUUAUCAGAGAUAGGAAGAUUCUAAAACGCAGAACAGGUAAUUUUAACUUAAAUGGUAGAAUUACAUUGAUGGAAGUUGAUUACGGUUUAUCAUCUUCGCCUUUCUAUGACCUUAAUACCCUAGGUUAUGUUCAGGAAACUCGUUUUUGUAUCUGAUAUCCACUUGCCCUGCUUCAAUGAUUAUCAGCAGUACUGCUUACUGAAUACCUUAAGUGCAUCUCAAGAUUUUCAUUAGAAUUUAGGGUCUGGUUGUCUCAGUAGAUGUUGACUUUUUUUAACAAAGUUUGAUUUAGUCAAUUACCAUUGUUUCGUUCAGGGUGUUCCUGGUCCAAGAGGAGAGAAAGGAGAGCGCGGACCUAGCGGACCACAGGUAAAUAUACACCAGUGGCUGACACGCUGCUGUUCACACAAACGUUUGAACAUGUUUAAGCGUAAACCUUAAAAAUAACCUGAAUCACUUUGCUUUAUGACGGCAACGGCAACAAAAAUUCAGACAAACAAAAGAUUUAGGCAUGGGUCAAACGUUUAACUUGAUAUUUGACGAACCUUACGGUAAUGAACAAAAGAUAAACUCUGUAAGUGCAUGGAACGCCUUGGUUCAUUUCUUCGCUGACACCGCACGACGUGAAACUUUCUGAUGUGGGUUUUCCAGAGGACGUCAAAACACGACGACGAACUUUUCUUUCUUUUUUUCUGAACUUCAAUGUGCGCCCUCAGAAUUCAACUCUGAGACAAUUCGCCUUACAGUUUACACAUUUAGGGAGCUGUAAUAAUACCGUUGUUGAUUAAAGGACGCGAAUUCACUCUAACAUUAACGAUUUUACUGUCGUCGCCUACUACGUUGCUUAAAAUCUCUAGUAGCUAGAGCUCCUAAAAGGUAUUAGUACAGAAGUUAAAUGUUCUAAACCGUUAAUGCCUACUUAUUUUUUUCUUUUCCCUGAGUUCGAAACGUGAGAAAUACUCUUUCGUUCUUUUUUUUUUGUAUUUUAAUGAAUUUUUAUUUUGUUAUGUAUUACAUUUUUUUUACACACUGACUUAUGAACACGUAGGAAAAAUACAAAAAAACGGAAAGGAAAACUAAACAUUUAUACAUCGCAGACUAACACACAAUUACAUACUUACAAAAAAGAAACAAACAAAACAAACCCCAGUACCUUCUUUUCUAUUUACAUGAAAAAAAAGUAGAAUAAAAGAAAUAGAAAAUAAAGAUUAAUAAAUGAAGUAACGGAGAAGAGAUCGUAUGCUAAUCAGAUUUAUAUUUGCUCCAUUUCAUAUUGUGGGUCUCCAAUUGUGGAUGUGUGGAAGAGAUAUUUGUGAAUCAUAUUACCACUCUUUCGUUCUCAUCUAUUCACUAAUCAUAACAUUCAUCGUCUUUUCUUUUGUUAUUUAUUUUACCGCGGCAUUUAGAGCAUGUCUUGAGAGCUUUUUAGUUUUUUUUGUUUGACGUAGUAGUAACGAAGAAAGAAUUUUGUUCUGUAAGAUUUCAGUCUCCUGAUUUCUUUCGUUUGUUGUUAAUAAUAAAGGGAUCGCAGGGCUUAUCUGGACCACGAGGACCACCAGGGCAAGCAGGUGCUAAGGUAAACACAAAAAAUGAGUUCGUCAAUAAAGGGUAUGGAUUUUAGUAUUUCACUAAAUGUGAAAUAUGGGAUCGUUUCAUUUUCGUCAUUAUCAUUUUGACUUUGGUCCAAUUGGGAAUACCACUGUAACCGGAAAUGUUUUUGUUAGGGUGAUCAAGGAGAGCCUGGUGAUACCGGAAGUGAUGGCCGACCAGGAGACAAGGUAACUUAAGCUGCUUCCGCUUCCGUAGGUAAUCAGCUUCAUUUACAAAAUAGGUGACUAAUAGUAUCCAAGAUGACCAAGUAACUCUGCCGCGGGAGAGAGAUAAACACCAAACUGUUCUCUGGCAGAUUUUUCUGCCUCCCCAUCUUCUACAGUGUCACACAUUUGGCCAUCAAAUGGGUAGAAGAGAUUAAAAAUGGCACUAAAAUCAUCUGUAAACCUGAAGUGAUAAUUUUUUUCAGGGAGACCAAGGCCCCAAGGGUGAUGCAGGAGCUCCUGGAAUACCCGGCACUCCGGUAUGUAUCAAAGUCUAAAGACAAUAUAAGACAAGCAAAUGCGACGUAAGCUAUUUUCCUACGUAGGUGAUCUAUAGCCACCUUUUAAACGAGAUCGCUGGGUGAGAAGCGUCGCUAACUAAGAUUUCUUCCGCUGUUAGUCUCAAAGUGAAGUAAUUCUUCCCAAUGAUUCACUGAUAUCUUCGAGUAGAUAAACUUUUUUACAACUCCGUUAGCAGGCAAUACUUAAUUUAAAGCUUUGGUGGUCUUUCUGUCAGCAGCAAUUUUUCAACUCGAAAGACGUAUUUAGUAUAUAAAACAAUGUUGUCAAAUUCAUGUUGGGUAGUAAAGUUAGUACCGGUUAACAGAAUACUUUAAAUUCCAAAGACCAACUUUUCUUCCUAAAACCCUUUGUAGCCCCGUCAAGAUUCGGUCCCUUGGAUAUAUUUUGCUUUCCCUUCCUUUGCUUACUAAGGGGUUGCGCAUACAUCAAGUACUAGUGUCUUUUCUUCCUAAACUCUGUAACAUGUUAACGAAGGUAAUCAGGUUUGCUUUCUGAAUACCUUUCUUCUUUCGUUUACCUUCUUUCUUAGGGUCGACCUGGUUUGGCGGGCGCGAAGGGUGAUCGAGGUGAUUCCGGGCCACAGGUUAGUGUCUACGUUGUAUAUGAGUGGUUUUGUCACGAGCAUAAUCAUAAAAAUCCUGUAAACGAAGGAACUUAUUUUGCAUUUUUGAAUUAUUUUCUCCAUUCCAUAUUAAUGUAGUCUGUAACGUUGACAGUAGAAGAGGAAACUGGAGAAGGGAAAAACCAUAGUGAAACUAUUUAUAUGCCCUUCGAAUUAGAGCACUACAAGUAGAGGAACCCAGAAAUGCCUGCCUUAGUCUUCCACUCUAUUGAACUUAUUAUUUAUUGAAGACCUGAUUGUAUUUCUCUUGCAAUAGGGACCUGCCGGGCAGCGAGGUUCCGCCGGACCACCAGGGGCACAAGGACCAAUGGUGAGUUGAGACAAAGGAUAAGUAUAUACUUAAGCAUUUACCAUCGUAGAUAUACAGCUCCAAGAAGGACUCUUUGAAAAAUGCAUGCGUUAAGUUUUAACAUAACGUUGACUCUGAGAAACAAAUGGUUUUAAAAACAGCCCUCCCGUGUUUAUUUUCCUUUUUGGCUUUACUUUCAUGCGAUAAACCUAUACUAGUCGGCUAGUUAAGUAUCUCUGCUUUAUGGACACUCAUUAGGGGCGUUAUAUCGGCUCGUAAGAUUAUAGAUGUUCGUGUACUCUGUACUACAUGCAUUCUUGACACUCUGUAAGGUAAAUAACAUUUAGUUUGUAACGCUGUCGUGAUUAAAUGUGGCUUCAGUUGAACAAGAUUUUGAACAGAUCAUGGCGGACAAACUCUUCCCCAAGCAGAUUCUUUUAAAAAUGUAAAAAAAAGACGGUAAUUCCGUACAGCAGCUUAAAAUAAUGUAAGUACUAAUUUCAGGCUCCUUAUUUUAGGGUGCGGUGGGACCACCAGGCCCGCAAGGACCCCCAGGCCUACAAGGUGCCAAGGUAUGUCAUGGCCUCUGAGGGCCGUGAACUGCUUGUAUUGACAAAAAUAUACGUAAAUUGUCGCCCGGAUAAUUAGUGGAGCGAGAAAAUUUGAUCAUAGUUCUCCAGUUUUCCGAAAAUUGCGCUGAUACCUAUAAGACAGCAAUUAUAUCUAUGGGACGCUGUUUUUGCGUUUAAAUGUUUGGCGGGUUGUGUCCCAGUUUACCUCGCAUUCAAUCUAGCUACCAGAGCCCAAGUCUCUGGCCGCGUAACGCGUAAUUCACAGCAAUUGACUAACCCUUUAUUCAAAACAGCUGCUGGUCAGCGAUCAUUCCAGUAGCGUUGUCAGUUUGUGGAACAGCCUAGAUAAAGACCUCAAAUUAAGUAAGAAUCAUAGGGAUUUUAAACAGAAACUAAGGCAAACAUUGUUACAGAAAUUUCUUGAUCCCGCGUUCGUUUUGUAGGUUUUAACAUUUUAUUGUACCUUAGGAAUUUUUAACGGAAAAUUAGGUAAUUUUUUUUCUCCUCUUUUGUAGGUAGAUAUAUAUUUCUUAAACCUAUAAAAUGCAUUAUAGCUUUGUCUUGUAUCCAUGAAAAGCCCCUCAGGGGAGUGAACAAUAAACUUCUUACUUCUUACUUAUUUAUCCUUUUUUAAAUACCUUUAUGCUGAAAUCUGUGAGUAACCUUUUUUUUUCUUUCUUAUAAGGGAGCUCAAGGCCCGGACGGGAAAGAUGGAAACCCUGGUCCACCGGGAGCUAGGGUAAUGCUGUUUCUUUGAAAUUUGUUUUUGUUGUAGUUUUUCUUUUUCUUUCUUCCAUUCUUUCUUCCAUUCUUUCUUCCAUUUUGCCUUAAUAUUUACUUUACGCAUUUGCGUUGAACCUGCUCUUGGACAAAGGUUACACCAGUUUGUUCGAUAAUAAAAAUAUAAUUUUUUCAUUUACUGGCACCGCGUUGCAUUUAAAGAAAUAUCUACUCUUCCACCAUCAAACGUAAGAUCGGUUUGAUCUUUCUAAGGAAAGUCACGAUAGCCAAUAAAUAAUCAUUUUGUCUGUUACUGUCAGUUCUUUUAGGUUUGUAUAACAUUAUCAUUGACUUUUCAGCAUGGAAACUCUAAAACAGUAGAUAUUUUAGUGCAGAUUUAUAUAAUUCCUUAUAUUUACUUUAGGGUCCCCCCGGCCCUCGAGGAGAUGACGGAGUCCCUGGUCAACCAGGGCAGCCGGUAAGUAGCAGCUUGAUGGACUUACAUUUUUGCCGUCAGGGAUGUAUCUCACGUAACGUUGUUGCUGUUUAAGGGAGAGCCUGGACCUCGUGGAUUCACUGGUUCGGAUGGUGAUACGGGCGAUAAGGUAUGGACUUAGCAUUUGCUACCAGGCUUUUUCAUCGCAACGAUUGCCAUGAAGGCCCCUGAGUAGGAAAACCUUGAUAAUUUGUCGUGGAAAAUUAAUUAGUUAACCGUGGUAUUUUUGUCGGAAUUGUAUUUUAUCAAUUAGUGAUUGAAGAGGUAAAUGAUUCGCAUUAGGUGUUUUCUUCGGAAUUUUUGUCAGCAUAGCUUUCAUUUUGUUGCUGUUAUUUCUUCCGCUAAUUUUCUUCACGUUUCUAUUCAUAUUGUUUUCUCCGUAGGGUGACCCAGGACCACCAGGACCCCGAGGACCUUCAGGACCUCCAGGACCACCGGUGAGAAUUUUGGUUGAAGGUUACAUAAUUGUUCUCACCAAAUACUCAGUAAUUUAUAAUCUUCUGACCGCAAGUUUUAUUAUCAAAUUAAGAAAGGCACUCUUCAAAUUUCGCCUGCAAAAUAUUUACCAGCAUAAUGUUUUUGGUCAACUUUGUACGAUUUUUAUCAUUCCUAUAAACCAUGAGGCGUUAAGCGUCAAAAGCAACUAAAACGAUGGAGUAAAGUGUUCCUCAUUCAAAGUAAUUGUCGCUGUCUUCAAAAAUAAACUUUCGCAAAGUGUAAGGAAUUUUUCUAACUUAAAAAAUUUAAAUUUUCCUGUUUUCUCUCUAUUUGAAUUUCUCCCGAAUGUAGCCUCAACUAAAAGCUUACUUAAGUCGGUUUGAAUUGUUUCCCUUUCCCUGUAGGGAUCGAGAGGCGACAGAGGACCUUCUGGAGACAGAGGAUCCCCCGGUGCCCCGGUAGGUUAUCGUUCUUACUUUCAUGUUUGAAGGACUAAAACGAAGUGACACAAACUAGUUUGCUCUUCAUACUUCGACUGAAUUGAAUUGAGGGACUGGAGGACGUGCUUGCACUUCCUUCCAAGUAAUGUGAGUGCGUCAAGCUUGGCUGAUUGCAAGCGCCUUUUCCUAAUGAAUUGUGAAUAAUGAAUAUGUUUCUAUAGCGUCAAAUAUUGGUAAUUAAAUUGCUGAAAGAUGUUAAUCAAAAUAAUCGUCUCAUAGCUGAUUUUUAGACCCAAUUCUUGAAAAUAAUUGCAGUUUUUUAGGUUCCAUGGUAAAGGGCUCCUUUUCAUAAAAUGUUUUGACCCCUAACGUCAUGGCGCUUGUUUUCCGCUGUUUGUUUUAGGGUGAUUCUGGACCACAAGGACCACCUGGAGCUCAAGGACCACGUGGUAAUUCGGUAGGAAACUUCUUGUUUGAACCCUCAGACGAUCUUCAUCGUUACUAGUUAGUAUAAUUGACCCCUGAUGAAAAAUACUGAUUUCGCGAGGCAAUCAUUGGUUCUGCUCAGUUUUCAGCGGAGCCACGCAGAGGUGAAAUCUUUGGUUUUGAUACGCCCCACGCAAAUUUUUUAGUGUCGAACUGGCAGCUGAAGUUCAAUUUCAGUUCUUGGCGCUCACGCUGAACAACAGGCACAAUCUCAACAGCUGGAGAUAAAUCUCUUCGUUGGCAAAGGCUAUUCGACAAGACUAUUAGCAGGCAUCUAGUGUAUGACUAGAGAAACGCCGAAAGCUCCCUUUUAGCGAGGUUGCCAAUUUAAUCGGCGGUGGCUAGUUGGUAAACUGGCGGAUAAGGCGUCUAGUCUAUGACUAGAAAAACGCUGCAGACUCGCUUUAUUUGUAUUAAUUCCUUCGGCUUUAGUGGUCGUUGAUGUUUACAAAGGGCUCAAGGGGGGUUGCCGAUUAAUCGGUGGUGGCCAGAAAAUCGCGUGGGUCGCAUUACUAACUACCCCUAUGCCAAGCUGUUCCAGCUUGGCUUAGUCCACUGAUCAAUCAUUUUCGCAUACCUUAAUACAACCGAGCAUGAAUAUGAAUGCCGUUGAAUAGAUUACUCCUCCUAACAGUUUGGUCUCGGUACCCGUCUUUUUUCGCUGAAUACCAACGGAGAUUCGAUUGGUAAUUGACGAAACAAAGCUCUCAAUUUCUUUUCAUUAAGGGCCUUGUGCUAAAAUAUACCUUUUCAGAAAAAGAAAACCAGGAAAAAUAACGUCAUGCUCCUCCUCCUUUAAUGAGGAAAGAACUACUUUGGCGGAGCUUUGCUGUAAGCCGAACGUAAGAUUUUGCCUUGCACGAAUAUUUUUUGGUACUUUGCCCCCCCCCAUAACUUUUCCAAUGGUCCGUCUCCGUCCCUAAAAGUCAUGAAAGGGCUGUCAUUUCAUGACAGUCAUGACAUGGAUGUGUCGGUGUGAAGAGGGUGUAGAUAGUGAGCAAAGUCCAAAACAAAGAAUAGAAAAGAAUGUAAGAGCAUUGUUACGUCGAUUACCAAUCGAGCCUCGGUAGCAAGCUCCUCAUCUCCAACUCUAUACGUUUUUUAGUUUCAAGUGUCAACGUAAACUUUUCACCUUAACUUUUUUAUAUAGUUUUCGCGAUAGAGCAACGAAGGAAAGUGUUUGUACAAGUUCCCAAACCCUUACUCCACAGUUCCUCUAAGCGGUUCACGGGUGAAGUUAGUUCUUGGGUUUGUAAUUCAGUGGUAACUUAAGUCGACUUAUACAAGUUGAUUCUUUCUUUUCAUUAGGGUCCGAAAGGAGAAAAAGGAGAUCAAGGUAGUCAAGGGGAGAAAGGAGAUAAGGUAUAAAAAUUAGUUCGUAAAGAUCAUCUACUGAAUAAAACUUUAUUUAAUUUGCAUUGAGAUUGCUUUCACCUAAUUACCAUUAGUGAUUUUGCAUAAAUGAGCUUACAUGCAAGACUUUAGUCACCUAGGCUGCUCGGAUAGGUCAGCGCUUAUACAACUAUAGAAAAAAAUAUACACUCAAGGAGGAUUUCUCCUUUUUCUGUUCAUUUACGUUUCCUUUUUCCAGGGAUGGCCUGGUUUCUUUGGUCCAACCGGAGUUGCAGGUCCUGUAGGCGAUAAGGUAUGACUUAAGAAAUACUAAAAUUCAGUCGUUAAUAAUUUUGCCAAUCAAACAACAAUUUUAUCGAUAUUUGCCUGCUCCUUGAUGCACGUUUUCUAAAUUUGGUCAGCGUUAGCUCAUUGUGAAAAACAAGCCGAUGACAAACGGAGAAAUAGUUUGAUUGAAUGACAAUAGCCUUAAUUGAGAGAUUAAGCUUCGCGUUUACGGCAAACGUGAGAUUGAACUUGAGAAAUUUUCAAAACGAGAGAUAAGCAGAUGAAAACAGCUGAAAACAAUUCUUAUGGAUAGAAUUGGCGUGAAUCUGCCGAUUUUCGUGUAGUUAUAAUGAACAGUAAACGUCAAGUGAAUGGAAAACUUUGUCAGGUGGUACGAAUACACGUUUGCCGUUUGCCGUAAACGCGAAGUUCAAUCUCUCUAAUGUAUGGUGAAAUCUAAGGUAACAACUGUGACUAUUUCUCUUACAGGGUGAUCCGGGCCCUGCAGGACCGCGUGGGUUCCCAGGCCCUAAAGGCGACAGGGUGAGUAUGGUAUCUGUACGUAAUGACUAUACAUCACAAAAUCAGCGCCGGGGUUUCAAUUACAUAUUUCUCAGUCGCUUCGAAUUCAUUUUGGUGUUGUUAUCGGGAAGUGGUGAACAUACCUCAAGUGUAGGCGAAUUUCCCUGGAGUUGAUUUCUUGGGGACCCGAGUCAAGUUCAGAAAGAGAGAGAAAAAUCGUCGACGCUUACUAACGUGAUAUUAGGCAUUUUCACGUGGUAGUCGUGCAGUGACGGCAAAGAAAUGUACAAAAAAGUGUGACGCACGUGAAAAGUUGUUGUUGUUGUUUUUUCUCAAUAAAACUAUUACUUUUUGGCCGUUCUUUUUGCCGUCGCCGUCGUCGUUGCUAAAGCUACCUAAUGUUAGCACUGUUUAGAUAAAUGCAUUUUUACUUUAUCCCAGGGAGAAGACGGAUCCGAUGGACCUCCCGGCCCACCAGGACCUUCGGGGCAAAGGGUGAGUUGUUUUACUAUAAAAAUGCCCUUAGUAAGUAGCCAGCGAAUUGACCUCUAAAUUUCGGCUCCGGUUUUCAUUCUGACGAUGUUUAUUUCGUAGUAAUACUGUCAGAUCAGAACAAUUUCAUUUCAUAUCGCAUGUCUUGUAUUCACACUUAAGACAUGACCAAAGUCUCCAACGGUUGUCUUACUCCGUAAUUGGCAAUAGAAGAGGCACGGGAUGGCGUGAUGUUUUAUCAACCGAGUUGAUGUUAAUUGACCACCUGUAAAAAUAUUAAAGGAUGGCGUGGCUGUUUUAACUCAACCGAAAACAGUUGGUUUUAAAAAUUGACCACCGUAAAAAUAUUAAAGAACAGAUUUUUAGCGUCUCUCCCCAGUCUCGCUCUCUGUUUUCAGCCUCAUUCCAGACCUUUUGUUGACUGCUCGCGCGUACUUGAAUACGCAAAAAUACGGACUGUUUUGCAGUCUACGAUUUACAGGUAAAAAGAAAUUUCAGCAUCCUGUUCAUAAAACCAAUUUUUGUCUUUAAUCCCCCACCAUUCAGCAGUAGCACUACCUUCGACUCUUUGUUACUCGAACCUGGCGGUAUCGAUAAAACUGUUGAUAACCUUUCUGUUUUGAUUUUUUUUUCUGUGCUGUAGGGAAGAGCUGGCUUACAGGUUUGUAGUGUCUUACAUUUUCUGUUUUAAAGUUUGUUUGGUUGCCUCGCCUGUCUAGUCUCUAGUACUAAUUCUGUUUUCGUUUUCUCAACUGAUAGGGUACCAAAGGAGAUAGAGUGAGUAAACAACGCUUUAAAUAUUUCAUAAACCUUUGAGGUCAAGAAACAGGGUGGGCCAGGGUUUUGGAGUGAACUAUUACAGGGUUCAGUUAAAUCUGGUGUACGGUAUACGACACGUCUUUCGUAUUGGGGCAUUUUGAAGAAAAUCCUGGAUAUUUUGGGGUAUAUUAGAGAAGGCUUAUUCGUGACAACAUUUCCAGGUUUCCUUUCAUCUGGGUUUUUAAUUCAGUUAGAAGCAUUUUUAUGUCUUGCCGGAGUAUGUCUACCUACGCUAGCAUUUUUUGGGACAAGCGGCAAAUAAAAAUUAUAUUGAGCAAGAAUAAAAUGUUUAAUUAAGUCUAAUUGUGUUUAAACUCUGACGAAGGCUCGAGAAGAAACAAGAAAUUGAAGGGUCAAGUUUAGAUCUGUGGCAUAAAGUGACUUUCAUCAAUAUGUUAACUAUUGUUUGUUUUAUUUUAUUUCUAUUUUGCAUAGGGAGCUCAAGGAGAGAGGGUGAGUUAAUUUGGAGCAAAUACAGCACUUUAUUAAAAAUGAACCUAUGAACCCUAAGGAAAUAUGCGUCCAUAAAGGAAUUUUUUUGUUAGUUUUCUUUAUCGCUUUGAAUUUUCCACGCCUUUGGUUUGUUGGGGUCAGAUUGCUAACCAAUAAGCGAUGUGUAAAGAUAUAGAAAGACCGAAAUGGGCGAAUCAGUUACUUUUAUUCUGUUGUUGUUGUUAUUGUUUUUUUCUGCAUGUUGUCUAACCUCGAGCGUUGUUGCUUUUGUUCUCAUUGUAGGGUGACCCUGGAAAUCCAGUAAGUGAAAAAUAUUCCCUAGUCCUCGGUUUGAAGCUUUAUAUAUGUCGUUUCUUAAUUUUGUCCUUUAUUAAAAAUAUUACCAUACCAAAACAAAGGAAAAAUAUAUUUAGAGAAAAGGAGAAAGUUGAACCUUAGCAUCUUUAUUCAUCACCUCACACGUGAAUGGGACUGAACUUGGGGGGUUCAAGGAGAAAAUUGUCGAAGUUCAAAUAGCCUGCGAGCAAGCUCCCCAUUUAGUGGAGCUGUGAGAAGUCACGCGAGAGCAGCACGCGAAAGGAAACGCGAGUGCGGGAAGCGGGAAAAGAAAGGGCUCCGCCCCUCGCGGCUCGCUUCGCUCACCAUAAAUGGAGUACUUGCUCGCAGGUUAAAAGGGUCGAGACACUGAUUUAGUUAUUUAAUUUCAUUUUUAUUUGCUUUUUUUUAGGGAUCACCCGGGCCACCGGUAAGAUCUUCUACUUUUAUUUGUUUUUCGUUUUUGCGUCAGCCUGUUUUUAUUUGUUCCUUUUACAACUUAAAAAGAUUUGCUUACCCUUGUAUCGUUUUCAUUUAAACAGGGACCUCCUGGAGACAUUGUAAGUAGAUUUUGUUGAAAUAGGUCAUGUUUAAUAAGUUUAAAAGUUCUUUCUUUUUAAUUAGAGUCUUGCCAUGUUCUAAGUGAGUUUUGUUACGUACGACCGACUUUGUUGGUGAAUUAUUAUCAAGUCUUCUCUUAUCAGCAGAGGAUUCUAUAAGUAUAUAAAAGAAGAUCUAAAAAAAAGCCAACAAAUAAAUUAACAGUUCUUUGCCGAAAGAUCUGAUCAUGACCAUUGAUGAUAACUCCUCUAGGCCAAGAGUUUAUAGCGUCUUUAUAUCCCUCCUUAGUCACCAGUGGAUGAUAUUAUUUCUUACUCUUGCUUUUCUACAGAGCUCGUAUCUAAGCCGAGGCUAUUUAGUGGCUCCUGGUGGAAUACAGACCGGUGCUGAUAAAGGAAACACCAGGAAGCGACGAUCGGUGGAUUCUUCGGAUUCUGAGACGUCCGAGUCACAAGGACUUAUUCAGUCACUAAGAGAUGAGAUCGAAAGUAUUAAACGACCAAGUGGAACACAGAAAAACCCAGCACGAACUUGUAGAGAUCUUUAUAUGUGUAAUGGAAAUAUUAAUGAUGGUAAGUAUAGCCUGUGAACAUUAUCCCGAGAGAGGGUGGUGAGAGGCGCAGGAGGCUCUCCCCCUCCCCUUCCCUGUCUGCUCGCGCUCUCUAGGUUUCUCUUUGUCCUGUAGCACACAAGAGGGCCUGUUUACGGAGCGCCGAUGCUAGAAACGUCCAUACUAUAUCCCGUGCUAAACUAUUUGUUUUUCUUGUUGUUGUUUUGUUAUGUUUUUUAAUGCAUUGAUAUUGUUGCCUUAUUUUAAAUGAAAUAAAUGAUUGAUAUCAUUUUUUUUGUGUGACUGCAAGGUUUGUACUGGAUCGAUCCUAACCACGGUUGCAGCGGAGACGCUAUUCAAGUAUUUUGUAACUUCACUGGUGGAGGACAAACCUGUAUACAUCCUGACGUCAACACGAAACAAGUGAGAAGGACUCCUUUGUCUUUCAAAGUUACGAAGUUAAAUGUCUACAAAUACAGCAUACUGUUUAGUUUGUUGUUUUAUCCUCCAGUUUCCCCAGGGUUUACUUCUUGGAAUUCCCCCGUAUAAAAGCUAUCUAGGUAUGUUCCGCCCGACCCGAGAGGGUAUGGUUCUUCCCCUUUUGGUCUGAAGGAGGGAAAGGUUUUGGUUUUUCUGGUAACAGGGUCUGGAUUUGAGUAUGUCUUUUUAUCAUUUUUCUGCCGAGAAAAGUGGUUUUGAUGUCUAAAAUUCAGCUGGAGGAAAAUCACAUAUUUUGGUCUGAAAUAAGAAAGCUUCCGGGAAUCAUGCCACACACAUCUUCCUCCCCACCCCAGGGAAUUGCCACGGGAGAUUCACUCAUUAGUUUCUUAAACAGUCAGAUGAGUUAAGUGUAUAGUAUAGUUUAGUGGGUAGCUUUGACGUGAAAGCAGUUGAGUCAUGCCUAUAACAGUCAUCACUUUCAUAGUUGAUAUAUGGAAAUCUCCAGGACCUGAUUGUUCAAAAGUUGGAUAGUACUAUGCGCUGGAUAUGUCACUAUACAGUAGACAAGUAUUUGGAAUAGCAAUUGUCUCUCAUUCACGUAUUAGAGAAUUAUCCACUGAACAACCUUAUCAACCUUCUAAAGAACGAUUAGUCAGCCCGCCUGACUAGUCCCAUCGGUUUGCUUAUGUCAGAGAGCAAAUUCACCGCUUUUUAAUACUUUUUUUAAUAGGGCCCUAACAAGAGAUGGAAAAAGUUAACAGGAGCUGAAUGGUUCAGUGAAUACGAAGGUGGUUACGAAGUAAGGACAAAAAUCAGUCACUAUCAUUAUCGUGCUUAAAAUUUCGCUUAAUCCUGGGUUAAACUUAACCAUCUUUCUAGGAACUGAGCUCAGGACGGCAGAAAGAAGAGGAUUGCAAAACGCUUGAGUGUGACAAACGUGACGGGGCCAUUAUUUGCGUGUUUUGUCAGGAAUUCAAUUAACAUUGAUGUUUUUUGCUCUUCUACAAAAAGAUUUGUUUAAAAGAAUGUGAAGUUUGGCGGAAGGUUUUUUCAAACAAAAUUAUUGUCACGCUUGUCACACAAGGUUUGCCGUCGUCUUUCCUCACCCGUCCUUUUGCGUAAGUUCACUAAUAUUAAAGACAAGAAAGAAAUAAAACUUGAUACAGGUCACUUUUUUUUGUGGAGAUGGGGCGGGAAUAUAUGAAAAAGACCCGUCAUUUUUACCAUGCCUAGCAAUGCAACCAUGACGUUUUAUCUUUGAACUAUAUUUUAGAUUUCUUAUACUGGAGUGGGUAAGACACAGCUGAAUUUCUUACGACUACUAAGCGAAAAAGCGACACAGAUGAUCAAUAUUACCUGCACGGGAUCACAGGGAUGCUUUGAUAGAAACAGUAACAUUGUGGAAAAAGCCAUCAAGCUUCAAGGAGCCAACGAUGGUGUAUUAUCUUUCAUGAAAGAUGACGACUCAAGCAUUAAGAUCACACAGGUAAUCGUACAAAGUCAUUUUUACUGCGCUUUUCACAAACGUGCGAAUUCUGAAGUUCAAAAGCCAACUGACGAUUGUGUUUUUCACUGCCAUCAAUCAUCUUAACGGACCUCUUACAAAACUUUACAUCAACGCGUUCAAUAGGUCAUGGUCUGUGAUUUGUGAUUGGUCGAUUUCGAUCCGUUUUGUGUUUCAAGGUUCGUUGCUUGUGAUCGUAAUUAUUAUUGACGUCAGUGAAAAGCGCAAUUGGCCGCUUUUGAUCUUUAGAGUUCGCAUGUUUGUGAAAAGCGCAGUAAAUCUCUGUGUUAUCUGCUUCCGUGUCAAAUGUGUUGACAAAUUCCGAGAAAAAUAUUUCUAAGGCUUGGCGGCUUGGCCAUUAAAUCUGUAAUCAAUAUUGUUCCCCAAAGAUUUUUUUGCAUACUGCUCCACUGUCAACACUACUUUCAUUUUGUUCUACACUAACUCUACACUUCCGUUUUAUUGUGAUGUCGGCACUUGAUAUGUUGUAACAUACAAAUCCAAGAGUUAUUUACUUGUGGCAGACCGAUAUUUCUUUUUCGCCGGCUAGCGCAAUUUUGUGCAAGGUGUUCUCGGUUUUGGGCUUCUUUGAGGACUGGGUAUGAACUGGAAAAGUUUGCUUUUCUAAAAAAGUGCAGAUUAAAUUUCAACUUCCUCACAAACCCCGUCCACCUUGUUUACUGACCAAAAUUUCAUGAAUUUCUCAAAACGUGCGAAAUAGUCUUUUUUACUUGGAUUUUUAUUGUAACAAUUUUACAAAGCCUAGAAGACCACAGGCUGCAAAUGCAACGUUACUCGUAAAUCUGCUUUGUAAUACGUACAUCUCGUUUGAAUUGCAGGUUCGCAAAGAUUGGAAAGCUGUUAUCCAGGUAGAAACCGAGGACCUCAAUCAAAUGCCUAUAGUGGACUUUGCCCCCGGUGAAUUUCUGACAUCGAAUGAGUUCGGUUUCGAAGUUGGGCCCAUCUGUUUUAGCUAGUGCUAAUGUACUGGAGAUACCUUUUUCUUAACUUAAUUCUCCAGAAAAACCCACUAUUAAAGGUUGUUUUCCUGUUUAACUAGUUAGUUUAGUUAUUUUGCAUAGUAUUGGUAGAGCGAUUUUCGUAUGACCUUGAAAAAUGGUUUCGGUAAGUGUUCGUUAUCUGUUUUAUCAGCCAAUGGAUGAAAAGAUCAAAACAUGGCCUCUUAGUUUUCCCGCCGAAGGAAACCCUAAUAUGGAGUAGGCAUUGUUCGAUUGGCCAAUCGUGUUGCAGUAUGACGUCAAAGCGAAGUAUGGGUUGGUUUCUAGAAAAUUCUCGAGCAUGAAGUUUUUUCACCCGAGUGUUCGCUAACCAACCAAAAGCCACCCGCUUUUGUAUGUGUUCGAUAAACCAAUCAAAUCGCUCUAUUUCUGUUCGUUUGUUGUUUCUGUAUUGUUCGCGCGUUUUUAUUUCAAGGUCAUACGA
This is a messenger RNA of Porites lobata, 46360 nucleotides long. NCBI's taxonomy places the organism in Eukaryota, Metazoa, Cnidaria, Anthozoa, Scleractinia, Poritidae. The record is from the annotation of a GenBank genome assembly.